AGAUCCUUCCACCCACUCACUCACCCCUCGCCUCCCCCGGGGUGCCUGGAAUGAAAACGGAGCUGCCCAGAUUGAGUAAAUCAGGAGUAACCGCGGAGUACAUGGCAGAGGACGUGAUCUCGGAGAAGAGAGCGCGGCCGAUCGGCGGGCGGGUCAUGGAUUGACAUGCCCGGGUGGAAGAGAAGAGAUCGCUGCCCGAGAUCGAGAACCCUUUCCCGGGCUGGAGGAGGAGGAGAGGUAGAGGGACCUGGAGAGAUCAGGUGCCCAUUCAGAAAGCGGCUCAACGGCCUCGCCUCUUUCGCGCCCAGGCUCCCAGGAGCAAGGCGAGGGCGGGGAUCGCGCCAGACACCCGGAGUCCGUGACUCUCCGCCUGCACGUCCCAAGAAACUCUCGCGGCCGUGGAGCUGGGGGAGGGGGGGAUCUGGCCCGCCCAAAGCAAGUCAUCGCCCCGAUCGCGUCUCCAAAGCGCCCUCCCUGCCAAGGGCAAAAAGCCCCCCAUGGCUGGGGAGGGGGGCUGGCUGCCCAGUGUAAGAGCCCCCCCCUCGAUCUCCUAGGCGGCAGCACCUGUAGAGCACGAGGCGAUCGAGUCCACUCGAUCCCACCCCUUUCCCGCAACCUCCCCACGGCUCCGCAGAGCGAAUCGAAGUCGUGCAUGUGCUCCUGUCUCUCGCAAGGCGCUGCUCUGCUUGGUUUGCCACGCCCGGGUUUGCAGGACGCCGCCGAGCUGCUGGGGCCGCCGCCGCCGCUGAUCAGCAUUCGGGGGGCGAUCGGGGAAAGCGAUCGGGCGAUCGGGACGUGCCCUCCGGCUGGCCAGCGCCGCGCACCAUGAGGCGAAGAGCGAGCGAGCAGCCGGCGGGGAGCGCUUGGCGUUGCCUUGGGAUUUGGCCACACUGAAAAAAAAAAGGCUGCUGGUGGUGCUGGGGGAGACCCAAAACCAAGCGGGGAAACCCUUUUAAUCCGGAUCGGUUGCUACGGAGCGGACUCUCCGCCGGGAUCGUGGGGAGGAAAGGCUCUCUCUCUCUCCCUCUCCCUCCAAUGCCUCGCUUGCGUCGUCCCCGGGAAGGCGCGCAACAAAUGGCAGCCAGGUCUGUGAUCCGGGCUGCGGUAGCAGCAGCAGCAGCAGCGACUCCCAGGUGAGGCGCAAAAGGCUCGGCACGCCGCAGCUCUCCAUGCCCGCCUGCGCCUCGCCUUCCGCGCCGCCUGAGUCACCCCGCUGCACUCGGUAAGGCGCUCGAAUCCCCUGUCCCUCGGGUCCCCCCACCCUCUCCCAACUUCACUUUCAUACGCGGGGAGGGGAGGGUAAGGUGUGGUGUGUGUCCCCCCCUUUUUCUUAAAAUUUGUUCAGUUCCCCUACUAACCCCUUCUUCCCUUGGUUGGUGACGCCUGUGGUAGAGGAGGAAGGGUGGGGAGUUCGUAUCCCAAAGAUCAGAAAUGGGUGAUAUAGUGGCAUGCCCUGGCUGGGACACUGUGGUCCUGACCUUAAAAUGUGGCACUAGGGAGAGAAAUUCUAUGGCUGUGCAUAGUAGAGGUUCUCAGCAAGUAGGAACUGGCUCUCUCUGUGUGUAAUGCAUUGCUAUGUAUGUGUCUCAAACUCCCCACCCUUGGUGUAUUGAUUAUAUUGGCACACAGCUAAGCUGUGCCAAAUGAAAUGUGUGCUUUGGUCCAGUGUUUUGCUAACUUGGGAGAGGUGAGCAAACUGGCAAACUACGUAAGAAAUAGGGCAAUGUAAAAUAAAAUUUAAAAUGCCACACAAGAGGUAGCGGGAGCCUGUUUUAGAAUACAAACAAAAGUAUAUUGAUCCCACAAAAGGAAAACAUUAAACCGAAAACUUGAGGCAGAACAGAUUCUGGUGAUAUUGUAAUAUUUCCAUGUCUUGUGUGGUGUAUGUUGUGGCCUGUUGAGAACUCGAAUCUUGGAAAUGUGUUGUGAUGGGAUACAGGACGGUUUGCAUGCUUAACUUUUGCGUUUGACUUCCAUUACUGGACUGUAAAUUACAGAUGUGAAUAAGUGUGUGGUUUGUUGACAAAGACCAGAAUAUAUAACCUGUUUUAUAAACUGACUCUCUCCUACUUCAGCCAUGACCAGUACAAUAUCAGUUUCUGAUAUUUCUGUAUUAGGUCCAGUUUAGUACAGCCAGAAUAAUUGGAAGAAUAAUUGGGCCAGUUCUGCAUUCCCUAUUGCUUCAAAUAAUACUUGAUAGCGAAAUAUGUGUUCAAAUAAGUUUGCUGGGUUUUGUUUUGCUUACAGAAUCCAAGAUCUUCUCUUAAAAGAGUAAUGAUAUAUUGUAAAGGGCAAAAUCCAGGUUCCUAAAUGUGAAUGGGAGCUUUGCCACUGACCUCAAGAGGCUUACACUCAGAAUUAAAGUUGGACUUGGUCCUUCUGACCUCUGAAAACAAUGAGUAAUAUUCUGUUUGUCUUCCAGCAGAAAAAAACACACCAGUUACAGCAUAAAUUUCCAUUGCCUUUAAGUUGCUAAGAACUUCUACCUCUCGGGAGACAUUUAACAUUUUGUGCUGUUUGGGCCUUGAGUGAUCUAUUUUCCGAGUGAGACUGCAGAAAUCAUAAUUGUAGCUUUUUGAUGUUGAGAAAGAUGAUUACUAGUAAGUCACAUGUUGUGCCAGAAGGAGAAGGCAAUGGAAAUAAAGAUUUAAUUGCAAUAAAUGAAAUAAGCAUUUCUGAUGAGCUUUGAUUCAAAUGAAGUAAGGAUAUAUUUAGACAAAGAUGGGACUGGUCAAGACUUUCUCUUCAUUAGUGCUUUAAAAAAGGCCUCAAAUCUAACCUUAACUUCAAGAAAUAAGUCUAUAUUCAGAUGAUGAACUGUGAUUUAAGAUGGAGUAAAAUAAAGAUGGGUUUGGAGUUUGUAGUGCUUUAAACAGGGAGUUGGCUCAAAAGUGUCAAGUGUCUUGGGCCAGUUUGUAUCUUUUGUGCUUGUCAUUGUAUAUUGAACCAAGCUAAAGCUGUAACUGCUUACCUGAGGGUAAAGCCUAUUGAACUCAAUAAGAUGUGCUUCUGAGUAGAUCUGUCAAGCAAACAGUUGGGGUAUAAAUAAAUAAAUAAAUAAAUAAAUAAAUAUUAAUAUAAUGAUUAUAGAUUGCACUGCAAGCCGCUCAAAUGGGAAGCAUCUGAAACAGCUUUGGAAAGCAAGGCCAUCUGUAAUGGAGGGCUUGUUUAUGUGAUCAUUUAUCCUGGGAUCACAAGCCAUUAAUUCACUUUAGCUCUUGGUUUGUUUACGCACUCAAGGGAUGAACUGGAAGAUAAAGUGAGUUGUGAAAUCACAUAGUCAGGAACUGUUGACUUCCUGCUCUUUUAACCCAGGAUAAGCAAUUGUAUGAACAACAACAGAAUCGUUAUUUGUUCUGUGCAAACUCUGGUGGAGUGUUUUGCUCUGUGCAAGCCCCAUGUUGGUGCAUUAAUAACCUGAAAUUAUUAGUGAGGUGUAUUGCUGAUUAGCACAAUCAGCAACUAAGGAUCCCAGGUUAACAGUCCUAAGCCAAUACCCUCAAGAAGCUCAGAAGCUUUAUUAGCAUGCCAUCGGCGAUUUGAAGGUGAACAGAAGCCAAGUGAAAAUUUCAGUCCUUUCUCAUCUGAAGACAAAAUAUUGGAAACUACUGAAAAAUUAAAGAUGAUCACAUUUCCAUUUGACACUAAAAAAGGGUAGCAUACUAAUUCAUAUUUAAUGUAGUUUGCCUACUUUUGCAAUCACAUAAGUCUGCUUUGCCUUAUUUAUGGGGAAAUUUCCUUGGCCUUGAUGAGUUUAGUUACUUGACCAAAAAAUGAAGGAUAUAGCAACUUGCCAUGCAUAUCAAAAAGAUGCUGGCUCAGUUUGCACAUAACACUAAGUCAAACUUUGGCCUAGUGUGAACGAGCAAGCAUGCUUGUGCACACUUGGAAAAUUACAGCCACUUUGCUACUCCUAUGUUGCUGCUGCACUGGAGGGAACUAAGCCAUGGUUUACUUAGCAUGGCAUGUAAACCCUGGGCUCAUAGUUUGUUUUCCCCAAACAAGAACAAACCUUGGCUAUCAUUUGUGGGUUGCUUGGAGCUCAUUCAUGCUAUAAACCAUAGUUUAUAGCUCAAUAUUAUUUGUGAACAAGGCUAGUGUUUGAAAAAAUGAAGGCAUGAUCCAACCAAGUGAAGCAUUUUUCAAUCCCAUUGAUUUCAGUGGGAGUCAAACAUAUACUUAAAUCAUAUGGGAAGUUCAAGUACUUAGCUUUGUCAGGAUUAGACCCUUGAUGAGAAGCCGGUUUUGUUGUUGUUGUCAAACUGCAGUGUGGGGAAAGGGGAAUAAUAACUCUAUAGCGUUGUUAAAUGCCACUUUUGAAAUAUUUGUGUAUCCCUUUGUCUGAUUUCCUUGAUUCUAGAGACCAGAACAAUAAGAAUAUUUCCACAUAUUUCAUUGGGCUUGGAGUUUUCUCCAUAAAAAGAAAAUGGGGAAUUGGUCAUGUGAAUUUUUUAAAUGGUAGAGGCCCUACAGAAUAUCAGCUGAAUUCAAUGAAGUUUCUAGAAUUUCUAGCAAGUGAUUUAAAAACCAUACAAGACAAUUUCUAAAGCACUGGAAUUUAUUUAGCAAAUGCAUUUUGAAAGCUUUGGUAAGGCAAGAAGUCAUUUGCUUUAAUCUGAUGAGGAAAUAUGUUUGUGUUCACCUAAUUGGGUGUUCUGGGGACCAGUUUAAAGUAUUCAUCCGAUUGAUCCUUCAUGGUUCUAAAUCUUGUGGAGAACCUACACAAGACCAGAUAUUUGGUCUGCAGACAUUUGCCUCUGAGUCAGGAAGGAUGAUGGCGAAGUUGGUUGAGGGAUUGAGCUAGCAAUCUCCUCCCCACUCUGUGAUGGAUUUAGAAUGUCUGGUUGGAGCUGUCUCAAUGGAGGAAUGAAAACAGCAAACAGUAGUUCAAGUCUGAUCAUAUUUAUUUCGGAGCAGACAGCUGUUGCUUCAUGGGCAUUAUAAUUUGGCUCUGUACAGUGUGUGUCAGCAAGAGGUAGGGCCUCAUAGACAUUUAUUUCUGUGUAGAUAAAUGUGCUUCCUCUUAAUGAAAACAGUGCUCUCCUUAGGCAACCACUUACCAAUGAGGCCCUUGUUACAGAGUUCCAUAUCACUCAGUGAUUUAAGCUUUGCAUGUUCACAAUGAUGCAACAUUAACUGAAACAUGUUAUGCUUGAAAAAUACAUAGGGUUGGAUCCCUAAGUUAGCUGCACUUAGUUCCCACUGACACCAAUGCUCAAAUAAUUAUCUUACAUGGGAAUUACUUCCAGGUAAGUGGGACAGGAUUGCCCGGGUAUAGAAUUUUAGCCUUUUGUCUGGGCGCAACCUAUUGCUCCUGGUGGUGCAGUUUUGCUGAAUCAUUGGGAACCGUUUUGCGGAUGCUUGUGGCUUUCAGUGGAUCCAGACUUUUCAAUUAUGCCAUUCUUCACAUUUAGUUAAAAUAGCAACAAGAUAUAAAUCUUGGUUCACCCUCCCCAGCACUGUAGCCACCUGUUUUGGGAGGAAGCCACUGAUUUCCAGUCAUCCUCUCUCCCAUUAUCCCACCGGUGAAAAGUCCUGUCAGAGCUGACAGCACCAUCUGUUUGGCAGAGAAGACCCCUGCACGCGGCAAAUCGUGUACAAACUUUGAAUUGCCCUCCCCCACCCCCGUAUUCAGAGAAAAUACACAGAGAGAAUAAAUUGGGGGUUGGACUCGAUGGCCCUUGUGGUCUCUUCCAACUCUAUGAUUCUAUGAAAUUAAAAUACUUCUGAGGGUCAGUCAUUUGUGACUACAUAUAUGAGUGUGUGUGUGUUUACCUACAAAUAAAAAUGGAUGUUAAAAUACUGCUGCAAACCUUGGACAAGUACAGCUCUUGACAAACACAACUUGGACCUGCUUUUGUUCAGGGAAAUUCUUUGUUCAUCCAGUCCUUACUGAAAUUUAAUUUAAGCUGCAUCCUGUUUGAAUUUAAGCUUUCAGUUAUUUGGGAACAUUAACCGAUGUGAAAAGCAUCUUUUUUCCUGAUCACAUUUCCUGAUACAGUAUUUGAUUCCAGGUCUUGAUUUAGAGAGUUGUCAAGCCAAAAGCUUGUUAUCAUCAACGACUAAGGGGAAAAAAUGCCAAUGUUCAGAGCAUACAAUGGUUGUUUCUAAUUCUGGCCAGUGCAAUUCUAUGGUCUGAGCUGCACCACAGGCGUCUGUAUUUGGUUGAACAGGGACAGUGUUGGAAUGAUAGGGUGGGACCUCAUAUUUUUGGCUUCUACCUCUCCAGAAGGAUAACAUUUCCAUUCUUCACAUUAUGAUGGCUCUGUGUCAUGAGUAUGAUUGUGAAGGCAUGUCUCAUUCAUAGAAAAUAUGAAAGUGCCUUAUGCUUAGUCACUCAUUGGUCCAUUUUGCUCAGUAAAUGGACACCAGGUAUCUUCAACCUUUUCAGACCCGCCUUUAAUCCAAGCAUGCCUUUGGGGACCCAUUUCUUAAUAUUUGCAUGGUGGCAGUGCUUCCGUUGCAACUCAGUUAGUGGGUCCCAACCCACCAGUUGAAAACCAGUGGUCUACACUGUUUGGCAGUGGCUUUCUACAAUUCUGGGACGCAGGUGGCACUGUGGGUUAAACCACAGAGCCUAGGACUUGCUGAUCAGAAGGUUGGCGGUUUGAAUCCCCGCGACGGGGUGAGCUCCCAUUGCUCAGUCCCAGCUCCUGCCAACCUAGCAGUUUGAAAGCACGUCAAAGUGCAAGUAGAUAAAUAGGUACCGCUCCAGCGGGAAGUUAAGUGGUGUUUCCGUGCCCUGCUCUGGUUCGCCAGAAAUGGCUUAGUCAUGCUGGCCACAUGACCUGGAGGCUGUAACGCCGGCUCCCUCGGCCAAUAAAGCGAGAUGAGCGCCGCAACCCCAGAGUCGGCCACGACUGGACCUAAUGGUCAGGGCUCCCUUUAGCUUUACUUUCUACAAUUCCAGUGUGGAAUCUUUCCCAGGCUCCCUGGAGAUGCUGGGGACGAAAGUUGAGACCUUGUGCAUGCAAAGCAGAUGCUCUCCUGCUGUGCUACAUUCCUUCCCCUCCCCGCACAGAGUGAUCACAACUCCAGGGGCAGAUUUAGGGGAGCAUGACCAGUUCCCCCACAUCCUACCGGUAGACUAGUAAGCAGAAGGAGGCAUGAGGGCUCUGGCAGGGUCCUAGAGUCCUCCUGCCUCCAUCUCAAAGCUUUCCCAGCUUUAGGAAGGAGGAAGGAGGGCUCUAGGAUGCUGCCAGAGCCCCACGCCUCCUUCCCAAAGUGACUUUGGGGAGGCACCCCAAGGGCUAUGGGGCAUGUGUAUCAAAUUUUGGCCUUGCACAGGACACUGUAUUACCAAGGCCGGCCCCUGACAACUCCAAACCACUGAGUCUCCCUACCAAGGGAGUAGUGGGUGAAAUGACAUCUACCAAUACUCGUUCUGCUUUCAGGAUAGAGAUUAUUUGAAAAGGGUAAAGGGGGGGAUGUAUGAAAGAUGGGCAAAAGGAGGAUUACGUAAAUGCUUGGCUAGGUAAGAAGAAAAGGGGGGAAAUAUGGCAUUUAUGUAUUGUGGCUAAGAAGUCAAAGUAGCAAUCGGAGGACUAGCCAUCAUAGUUAAGUACCUUUCCCUUGGGAUCCUGUGCUUGCAGUCAAUUGUUUUGCUUAAUUAUCCUUCCUUAGAUUGGGCCCCAGGUAGGUUUCUGCUAAAAUCAAGUAAAAAAAGGAACAGCCACGAGCAAUAUUCUGGCAACAGGAGGGUGAUAUUUGAGGAUUUCAGAGUAGUGGCUGGAGUAUUUGAAGCCGCAGAACUAGCAAAUGAAAGACGGGAGAAUCUGUGUCACAUUGGUAGAUAUGCCAAGACAGAGCCAAGAGACCUGUUUCCCCCAAUAUUGGAUUUAUUAGAAAUUGAAAGCACAACCUUAUGAGAUAUUACUUUUUUUUUUUUUUAACUGCUCUGUGGUGCACUGCUUUGGAGACCUUAGUAUGCACAUUCAUUCUUCUUUUUAUUGAAGGAUAAAUUCCAGACAACAGGGUAACAAGAAAGCCUCAAAGCGUUUCUGACUUUCUGGAGUCCCUCGCCAAGAAAAAGGAGAAUUCAGCCUGCUUUUGUGCCUUGGUUUUUCCCUUUAGUGCACAGGCUCAGCUGUGGAGCUUGUGGAGCAAGCACCUCUGUUUCCUACAGAACUUAUCAGUUUUUAUGCACUUGUAAUUAAAACACAAAGCUUCUGGGUUAAAGGCGGUGGCUUCUAGGCAGACUUGCGCCCCAACACUGAAAAAGAAAGCUCUUAAACGCCGAUGUGAAUGUUACAAGAUGUAUUCCUGUUGCACCGCGCUUCUUAACAGAUGGCUUACCCUUCAGUCACGCUGUGGCAGAAUGACGGCAUGUUUUGCUAUUGUGGAUCAAGUCAUAUUGCUGCUGGCUGGUGGUCACCCUGCCCAGCAAGCAGCAUGUGUAUUUUUAACAGUGACAUAGAACACAGCCACGUUUUAUUUAAUUUAUGUAUGUUGAUUGAGGACAGCCGCAAAGGGCAGAGACUUUUGCAGUAAAGGGGAAGCCCUGGGGUUUCAAACCAAGGUACACAAAAAUAGGUGGGUAGGGAGGAGGGACCAUGUGGUUUAAAUGUUGCUUCUCCCUGCUCUAGUCUCAAGCUUACUUCAUGUGUGGAAAGCUUGUAAAAUGUCAGGACCCACCAAACUGUUACCACCCUUGCUUUGACAUGUGUCACCCUCUAUAUGGACUAUGGCUCUGUGUUCAAGGAUGAAGCCCUUAUGGAAAACAAAAACAAAAAAACGGGGGGUGGCAUUUAGUGUAAAUGUUCUAGGGGAAUUAUUUCCACUGCAACCCUGGCUCUGUUCAGCUGGAAGACAGGCUGCUUAUAUCAGGCACUGCUGGCCCAGAUAUUAACGCGUUUUCCAAAUAGGCAGGCAUGCAGUGCAAGUAACUUCGGAUUGUUUAGUCAAGGUAGUGGAGUUCCCUUGUAAAGGACCGACUGAGAUAACAUCAGAGCUUUUCUAGAAAUGAGCUCUUGGAAAGGGACUUUGCUGUGAGUCCUAGAAGACCUGCUCCCUGCCUUGCAGAUCUGGCCUGGAAAGGCAGCCUUGACUGACUCCAGCUACAAAAGCAGAGACUGAUGAACAGAGUCUUGGGCUGGGGUUUUGUUGGGAGUGGGUUUGUUGCUGUUGCUGGUGUUAUUAUUAUUUUUUGUAUUUUUGUUUUGGAUCUUAUGUUUUAUGUGGAAACGGUUUGAUUUGGUUGUGUACUUCUGCUAUAUUGUUUAUUGUUAAUGACUAUUUUUGCUAUCUUUGCAAUUAUAUAAUUGUUUAUAUGUUGUAAGCUGCCUUGGGCAUGGUUUUAACUUUGGAAAAGCAGCAUAAUAAUAAUCAGGGCUCUUUUUUUCAGCUGGAGCUUACUGGAGCUCAGCUCUGGCACCUCUCAGGUACCAUUCUAAGAGAACAAGGGAUAAGAUCAUGGUGAGCUCUGGUGCCUAUUUUUCUAGAAAAAUAGCACUGAUUAUAAUAAUUUGUUAUUUAUUUGGCAUACAAAUGACAUGAUUGAUUGAUUGAUUGAUUGAUUAACUGAUUAUUGGGAGAGAAUAGCAAAAUUCCAGUGUGAUAGUUGACUGUGGAUAGUUGACUGUGGAGGCUGUUUCGGGGAUAAAAGGGAAAGAAAAGAAGAAGGAGAAGUGAUGCUGUAUUUAGCCACAGAGGCUACAGGGGAAAACUGGAUGGGGUGUAUUGCAUAGAAACUGAAAAUCCAUCAAGAGAAAAUGAGGGUUGUACCUUUCCUUCCAUAUGCUCUGUCCAGUGCAGGAACUAUUCACAUUAGGCUAAGCUCCAAAAAAGAAAGUAAAAAAGAGGAGACUGUCAUUGGCUACGGCAAGGCUUUCCUGGAUGGAGUCUGCUGAAAUGGGAGUGCAGAAAAAGAGCACCAAAGCCAGGACUCCUGAUUAAGCCAAGCAGAGUUUAUUCCAGCAAGAUCCUUUUGUGGGAACACCGGGACUUCAAGGUUUCGGAGAUGAAAGACCAGGCACCCAUCAAAGAAAUAUAAAACUGCUUCUGAAAUCAAAUCACCAUGUGCUGCCUUGUAGAGUUUCUCUGGGAAUAUCUAAGGGGAAUCUUGGGGUCUGAGACAGACCCAACUAUAGCUUUGAUGACAAAGACUCACCAAAGAGUAGGGCGAUCAUGCCUUGUUGAUUUCUAGAUACAGAAAGGGGAGGUGAUUUUCUUCCUCCUGUUUAACAGAGCAAGGGUCUAGGCUUUAGGUGGAGUUAAGUUAGUGGCACUGUGGGUUAAACCACAGAGCCUAGGACUUGCUGAUCAGAAGGUCAGCGGUUCGAAUCCCCGCAGCGGGGUGAGCUCCCGUUGCUCGGUCCCAGCUCCUGCCAACCUAGCAGUUCAAAAGCACGCCCAAGUGCAAGUAGAUAAAUAGGUACCGCUCUGGCGGGAAGGUAAACGGUGUUUCCGUGCGCUGCUCUGGUUCACCAGAAGCGGCUUAGUCAUGCUGGCCACGUGACCCGGAAGCUGUACGCCGGCUCCCUCGGCCACUAAAGCAAGAUGAGUGCCGCAACCCCAGAGUUGUCCGUGACGGACCUAAUGGUCAGGGGUCCCUUUACCUUUAUAAAACAUACUAGAGAUUUCAGGGCUCUUCAUAGCUAAUCAAUAGGUGAUAAAGUGUGGCUUUUACUAGAUUAGGAACUGGAGGAAUGCUGGUCAUUAAGCAUUUCAGGAUGUUUCCUGCUAAUGUUUGCUUGUUUCUUAAGUAUCUUCUUUAGCUUAUGCUUCACAAAGUGAUCGUAGGGUUGGUUGCAACAUAAUUGAAACAGCAACAGCAAGAACAACAAUAACAACUUUUUCUUUCUACCCUGCCCAUCUGGCUGGGUUUCCUCAGCCACUCUGGGUGGCUUUCAACAGAACAUUAAAAACAGAAUAAAACUUCAAACAUUAAAAACUUCCCUAAACAAUUUUAAGUUAAACACAGGUUAAAGACACAGCAUUUAAAGUCCAUCCAUACAGACACCCAGAAUCGUGGCAGAAGCCAGUGAAACAGAUUGGGCAUUUGGGCAACGGGAGAAGACCUAGGUGUUGACUCCACUCAUGUUUCUAGGAAUGGAAUGGGGAGAGAAUUCCUUAGUCAGGAUGCCACCACAGAGUAAACCCUACAGUGUGACACCGCCUGGUGUAUAUCCACCGCGGUAGGGCAAAGCAAAGGACCUGGGAAGGCUGAUAUAGGGAGAUACGUUCCUUCAUAUAUCUGGAUCCUAAUUUGUUUUUCAGUAUCUUAAAUGAAUAGGAAGCCACAUGAAUCGGUGUCAUGAUCCCUGCUAACUCCUCCGGUCAACGUUCUGGCAGCUGUGUUCUCCAAUCGCUGUAGCUUCCAGACUGUUUUCAAGGUGUAAGGUGCAUCUUAGUAAGCCAAGGGGGAGGUUAUCAUAGCAUGGGUCAUUGUGGCUAGGUUAUCUCAGUCUACAAAUGGCCAUAGCUGGUGAGUCAGUCACAGCUGGUGCAAUGGCACUCUGUACUUCGGAAGCGACCUGAGCAUCUAGUGACAAGCCUGGAUCAAGGAGUACUCCUAGUCUAUAUACCUGCUCUUUCAAGAGGAAUUCAGCUCCAUCUAGAGCAGCUCCAUCUAUCUCAUUGGGAAUCAGCCUCAGUUUAUUACCCCUCAUCCAGCCCAUUACUUCCUCCAAGUACAGGCCCAGUACCUGCAUUACUUCAUCUGACUCGCAUGGCAACAACAACAACAACAACAAUUUAUUAUUUAUACCCUGCCCAUCUGGCUGGGCUUCCCCAGCCACUCUGGGCAGCUUCCAACAAAAUAUUAAAAUACAGUAAUGCAUCAAACAUUAAAAGCUUCCCUAAACAGGGCUGCCUUCAGAUGUCUUCUAAAAGUCUGGUAGUAGUUGUUCUCUUUGAGAUCUGGUGGGAGGGCAUUCCACAGGGCGGGUGCCACUACCAAGAAGGCCCUCUGCCUGGUUCCCUGUAACCUCACUUCUCACAGGGAAGGAACCGCCAGAAGGCCCUCGGAGCUGGACCUCAGUGUCCGGGCUGAACGAUGGCGGUGGAGAUGCUGCUUCAGGUAUACUGGGCCGAGGCCGUUUAGGGCCUUAAAGGUCAGCACCAACACUUUGAAUUGUGCUCGGAAACGUACAGGGAGCCAAUGUAAAAACUGGACCCCUGGCCUCUCCAAUUUCAGUAAAGGGAUUUGGCAGGAAACUUUCAAAUGUACCUUCUCCUAGUUUGCUAGGUCCUCACGAGCAUUUGUCUUCCUGGGCAAAAUGCAGCUUUUUGAGUAAGGUCCUUGGGCGAGGACACACAAAAUGACACGGCAACAGUGCUCUCCAGCAAGAAAACUGAACCCAGCCCACCAGCCUUGCAUGGUGGCCUGCCACCUUGACAGCUGUCUCAUUUUUGUAGUUGUAGGUAUGCAGCAAAACAGGAGGAUUAGGGAGGCCCUCGGACAGCUUGGUGGACCAUAUGGUUGUUAAAGGUAUGCAUCUAAAAAUGAGGAAAUGCGUUGAUAGGUGUUUUCAGCUCAUACACAGUGCUGUUGUCCUAGAAAAAGAGGUGCCGGAACUCACAAUGAAGGAAUACAGAGAGUAGAACCUCAUCUAGGUUGAUGAGGAACUCACAACGAACAUCUCCCUCAUUCUCUUAGAAUGGCAAUGGCGCCCACCUGAGAGGUGCCAGAACUGAAUUCCAGCUGAAUUCUGGUUGGGGGAAAAAAGUUCUGCUUAUGCACAUGCUUGAACCAGGAGAGCUCAUAUACAGGGGUGGAGAGCCUCAGGCCCAAGGCCUAGAAGUGGCCCUUCAAACUGCUUUAUCUGGCCCUCAGGCCUCUCCCUAGGCCACAUCACCUUUCCAGGUAGCACCCCUCAAUUGUGCUCUGCACUCGACUUGAAGUUCUCUUCCCUGUCUGGAAUGGAACACUGAGCUUCAUAAUGCCUCUUGCUUGCAGUGUGUGUGUAUAUCUGUAGGAAGAAGCCUCUGCUUUUAGCAUGGUGGGAAUGUAUCCUACUGUAGAAAGAUGAUGAUGAUGAUGAUUUUAUUUGUACCCUGCCCUCCCCAGCCGGAGCUGGGCUCAGAGUGGCUAACAUCAUAUAAAUAAUACAAUAUGCAUAAAAACAAGCAAUCAAUCAAUUAAAAUGCAUCCCAAAAUUAAUUCAAAUAAAUUAAAAUUAAAGUUAAAACUGAACAAAUGACAAUCCUCAGGUUAAAAUUGAAAGCGGUUAAUACGCGCCAGGACCAACUGUUUCCACUGAUAUUAUAAGGACCCAUGAGCAGGCUGGGAAACCUCCUUUGUUCUUGUUCUUAUACAAAGAGAAAAUGAGUCAGACUGAACCCUGACCAAAGGCCUGGCGGAAGAGCUCCGUCUUGCAGGCCCUGCAGAAGGAUGUCAAAUCUCGCAGGGCCCUGGUCUCUUGUGAGAGAGCAUUCCACCAGGCCGGGGCCACGGCAGAAAAGGUUGAGGCCAAUCUAAUAGAUAAUAGAUGCAGUGGUGUAGCAUUGGUUGCCGGCGUCCGGGGCAGGCAAGCUGCCAAUGCCGCCUGAGCCAAGGGAGCCCAACCAGCCAAUGCGGCCCUUGGCGGGUGAAUCCACCCAGCGUCUGCAGAGAGGAGCAGCAGGCUGGGCCAUGCUGGGGUUGCCCCUUGCUUACCCCCAUCUGUGCCCGCUCACCGUGGGCCUGAGCUGCUCUGCUGCCUUUGCUUAGGUGGGGUGGGGAUCCCUGUGGAAGUCAGUGCCUGAAUGGGGGCACCUGGUUGUGCCCCCUCAGAAUUUUGCACCCAGGGCCAUGGUCCCCCUGUCCCCCCUCCACUAUACUGCUGAAUAAAUGUGCCCAUUGUUCUGCCCCAAUUUUGACACUGGCUCUUCCCAUCACCAGAAUGCAGUCCCUGCAAGGUUUGCCGCAAGGAAAUGUGGCCCUCAUUCUGAACAGUGUUUCCUACUCGUGAAUGAAUGAAUGGAUCUUUAUUUGCAUCAGCCAUCGACCAUAGCAAUAAAACAACAAUACGGCAUACAAAUAAUAGAAAUAAAAAGUCAAUUAUAUAAAAUACAUUUUAGGGUUUUGAAUCAAUAGUCACAUAGUGGAACUUAUUCUAAUUGCCCCAGCUAAAAACCUUGCAACCUUUGCUGUCACCUGCUCAUCUUGAUCUGCCAAGAGAAAGGACACCGUGGCAGUGGUUGGGCGACCCGGAAUGGACAAUAAAAGAGGAGUGAUAAUCUCAUUCCUCAAGUCUUUAUAAAGAGUGCAAGCCAGAAGGGCAUGUGCCACCGAUUCGGGACUGCCAUCUCCACAGGGACAUAAGUGUUUUUCAUGUGGAAUCUGUUGGAAUCGUCCCUCAAGUACAGCCGAGGGCAAUACAUUAAAUCUUGCGAGAGUAAAAGCACGUGUAUAUUUUGGAAUUGCUAGGUUAUGCAGAUAGGGUGCCAGAGAGUCAAAAUGGGAAGGUAGAAAAUAGUUAAAUUUCCUUAUUGUGGCCAAGUUGUCCAGAGCUCCGCAGAUUUUAAUUGAGAUUUAAUUGUUUUUCCUACUUAUGUGUUAUACGUUCCGUUUUUGGAAACUAGUUUUGGGGAGGAGGGGAUCCUGUCUGACUUGGACAUAUACUGGGACAAAAGUAAUGCAUUUGUAUUCUAUAUUUCUUGGCACUGAAUAUUAACAAUGUAUUGUCUCGUUUUUUAAAUAAGCAUUAGCUUGCUCUUACUGCUAAAACAAAACAAAAUCAAAUUCUUGGGUGUUAUUGGUUCUCCAGCAGACAUUAUGUGGGAACACUGUUUUUUGUGUUUUUAAAGGGUAUGGAUUUUCAGUGCUUGAUGUGCUUCACAUACAUCAUCUCUGUAAUUCUGGUAACAAGAAUUGGAAGGCCAAAAUUUGCAGCUCCAUUUGACAGAUAGUAAAAGUAAGAGGAAGUGGAGGUGUUGAGUCCGCAGCUGAGUGGAGUUUUAAAUGGCUGUGGGAGGGGAGGGCAUAGACAUAAAGCUCAUGCCGUAAAGCACCACAAAGUAGAUUACUCACGAUUAACGAAUAAUUGUCCACACUUAAUUGCAUGCAGAUUGAACAGUAUGGUGUACGUUAGCUGAAAUGUCAACCUGGAAUGGUUGUCUGGCCUUUGAAUAGGGUUGCUUUGUUUGGCGAAGAUGAGCUGAUGUUGUGAGGGAAAAGGUUGGCCUUCAUUUUCUUAUAAUUUAUUCAACCAUUCUUCCCAAUAAUUGUGUAGGCCCUUAUUUGUAGCAAUCUGUGAUGUGGCCAGACAGGAUGCCGGACUAGACCACUGGCCUGAUCUGUUCUUAUUUAGAAUUGCACACUGGAACAGUUCAGCUUUUAGAACUGUAGAAACCUUUUGUUACAGUUCCCAUUGAACUGUGAAUCUGUCGUUUUAGACUUUUGAAUGUGAGGCAAUAAUGAAAAACAUGGAAUUUGGCCAGUGUACAAAUUCUCCCUUGCAAGAGUCUACUGCUUUGUUAAUUUUCAAUUUGAGUCAGUCUGCAAGUCUAUCAAGAGUUUUCUGAAGACUUCUUUUUCACCAGCUUAAGUUCCAGUUCCCCGUCAAACUCCUUUCUCCCCCUAGAGCUCGGUUUAUCUCUUUCCAUUUCCUCAUUAUAUUCUCAUCAGCUGUGCCUUAGCUGCUAAUUGGUCUCUAGGCGCAAACAUAUCCAGCAGAAAAGUCCCACAGAGGGUAGGAUUGGGAUGUUGAAGGAUCUUUUCUUAGUAUAUGCUCUCUUGGAAAAAAACCCACCCACCUCCAGUCAGAGGGGUUUUCAGUAAGAUAGAAGAGUACCAAUGUUUGACUGUUUACCCUGGGGCAUUUAAAUGAGACUAAUGGGGAAGCUCUGAUGGUUCUGUAGAGUAGUAAAAGCACACGAGAAAGGUGAGGAAAGAGGAGAAAGAAUAAAACAGCAGAGUACAAAGCUUCUUAAAGAUAAUAGUAAUGGGCACAAUUCUACUAAAAACAAACAUUUCUAAAUCCCGUUGACUUCCAAAAAUUACAUUUUUUAAUGUACUUAAACUUUCCCCUAAAUCAGUGCGGCUGAAAAAUGUUUAACUUUGACUUAAUAACAAUAACAACAAUAAACUGCCUUUCAUCUGAAGAUCAGUGGGUAGUUCACAACAUACUGUAUUUUUUGCUCUAUAAGACGCACCAGACCACAAAACGCACCUAAUUUUUGGAGGAGGAAAACAAGAAAAAAAAUAUUCUGAAUCUCAGAAGCCAGAACAGCAAGAGGGAUCGCUGUGCAGUGAAAGCAGCAAUCCCUCUUGCUGUUCUGGCUUCUGGGAUAGCUGCGCAGCCUGCAUUCACUCCAUAAGACGCACACACAUUUCCCCUUACUUUUUAGGAGGGAAAAGUGAGUCUUAUAGAGCAAAAAAUACGGUAAAAAUACAAAAUGGGAACACAAAAUACGUAAUACAUAAAAUACAUAAUAAAGACAUAAUAAUUUUUUUAAAGCUACAGCUGUUAUUUCUGAUAGGUGAUUGCAGUAUGGAUGCUAUGGGGCCACUGCUUUUGAAUGUCCAGUGUCUAGUCUGUUUAAAGUUUUUAGGACAGGCAGCAGAUUUCUGAUUAGCAUACUGCUUAUGAUAUUCUAGAGAUAUUUUAAUAGGAGAUUUAUAUAUCUAUAAGAAUAUUUAUAAACUGUCAAGGUCGUGUACAUUAAGAUACCGUAUUUCUUGCUCUAUAAGACUCACUUUUUCCUUCCUAAAAAGUAAGGGGAAAUGUGUGUGCGUCUUAUGGAGCGAAUGCAGGCUGCGCAGCUAUCCCAGAAGCAAGAAGAUCAAGAGGGAUUGCUGCUUUCACUGCGCAGCGAUCCCUCUUGCUGUUCUGGCUUCUGAGAUUCAGAAUAUUUUUUUUCUUGUUUUCCUCCUCCAAAAACUAGGUGCGUCUUGUGGUCUGGUGCGUCUUAUAGAGCGAAAAAUACGGUAAUCAAAAAUUAUAAAAUAAAAAUACAGUACAAAUUGCAGCUGGAUUUCCCGCAUUGGCAAGUGGGGUGGAAUAGACUAUCUUUGAGGUCUCUUCCAACUUUCUUACUCUAGAGCAUGGGUAGGCAUGGAUGCAGCCCAAUCGCCUUCUAAAUCUGGCCUGCGGAUGGUCUGGGAAUCAGCGUGUUUUUACAUGAGUAGAAUAUGUCCUUUUAUUUAAAAUGCAUCUCUGGGUUAUUUGUGGGGCAUAGGAAUUUGUUCUGUUUUUUUUUUUUGUUUUUUUUUUUUCAAAAUAUAGCCCGGCCCCCCACAAGGUAUGAGGGACAGUGGACCAGUCCCCUGCUGAAAAGGUUUGCUGACCUCUACGUAGCGUUUCAGAUUUUGGUCUAGGACAGAAGAAAUCAUAGAAAUCCCUACUUGAUCAUAAAGCUCGUCAGUUGACUUUGCACUAGUCACUUUCUCCCAGCCUGACUUUUUGGUUUGUGUGUGUGUCAGGGAACUGCCAUCGGAGCCAGGGGGAGAGGGAGGGCUCCAGAGCGAUUCCAGAGAGCGUCCCGGGAGGGAGAGAAGCAGCACAUCUUCUGGGGAAGGAAAUCAGCGUAGCACCAGUGGAGAAGGGGGGCAGAUGGGGGAAUCGGCGAGGUGGCUCCAUGACUCUUCGCCGGGGACCAGCGGGGAGAGCACGGGUCCUCCGCUGCCCACACCCUCCCUGCGCAGAAGGCUUCCGCGCAGGGAGACUAGGCGCCAAAGAACUUCUUUGCUGGAAGAAGUUCAAGAAACGCCCACUGACGGAUUCUGCCAGCGAUUGAGACAGCCACAGGCGAGUGGCUGUCCGGACAGAAAAGGUUCACUCAGGCAACCCAGCCAGGUGUGGCGCCGAUUUACGCACGAGCAACCCCUAGAACCAUUACAGUGUGUGUGUGUUGUUGUUGUUGUUGUUGUUGUUGUUGUUUUACACAGGGUUGCCAGAUUAAUAACCUGAGUGGGAGGAGAACUAUCUAUGCUUGUCUGAACCCCAUAGAGAGAGGACAGGAUUAUAAGUGACUAAUACCAAAGCCUUGUAGCUAAUUCCCACUCAGCGGCCCUGCGGUCACUUCUACUCUCUGCCUCACUUUCCCUCUGUGCUGCCCCUUCAGCUUGCCUUUCCUGGACCCACAAGUCCAAUUCUCCCGACCAGAAAUAGCAUAGGGACUAAUUCCAUUCCAGUUUCCAUGUCGCCACCGUGUUAGGCUCUCUGAUUUUCUUCUCUUUUCUUACUUGGAAAAAAGCUAGAGAGAGCAUUGUAAUCGUGGGGUGAAGUUUCCAUCGUCACUAUCCUGCAUCUUGGUUUUGCCAUCAGAAUACUGACAUUGCUGUUCACUGCAGGUGAAUGAAUGGGAAAUUAGAAGCCGCCCUGUUGGAUUGCCAUCCAAAAUGUGUGUGUGUUUUUCAGAGUUCAUUGCUUUUUAGAAAGAUCACUAAUUUUAGCUUCUUGAAGGUUCUGUUCUGUUGAUGAGCCAGCCUUUUCCUCCUCCCCCUCGUUUCUUUUAGCUCAUAGCUAAACGAAAAUCCAGAAUCUCCAAAGUAAUUGCAGGUAAGUGUGGGAUAAAUUGCCUUUUUUGUGUGUGUUCAAGAAUGAGGACGGCUUCACACAUGACAUUUGUGCGUGCCAUCUGGGUGAAAACAGUAAAAACAUUUAAUUAGCAGAAUGUACAAGUCUUGGGAGCUGCUGCCAGUUGUAGAUUCCUGCUGUGUGUAUACCCAGUGAAAUUAAUCUACCUUGGUUCUCAAACUUAAUCUGUUCCGGGAGUCCGUUCGGCUCCUGAAACCAUUCGAAAACCAAGGCACAGCUUCCAGUUGGCUGCAGGAGUUUCCUGCACUCAAAUGGAAGCUGUCUCGGACGUUCGGCUUCCGAAAAAACGUUCACAAACUGGAACACUUCCGAGUUUGUUUGGGAGCCGAUUUGUUCGACAACUAAGCCAUUCGAGAACCAAGGUACCACUGUAUGUAUGUUUCCUUAAAGACUGUUUACAAUACAUCUUUAACAUGUGGUUGUUUCUUGGCCCAUCCAAAGGGAAGUGAUAACUGUGUAAGAAAAAUCCUUCGUUAAGUGCCCUUGAGAGAAUUUCCCGACCUGAGUCUGCUAUGCUGGUAUCUGGUUUUGAAACUAUGCAGGCUAAGCAAAUGAAAGGAAUAUGGCCGUUUAUGAAUUGACCUGUACUGGGGUUUAUGGCCUGUGGCAGUUGCUAAUCAGUUCAUAAAGAUUUUUAAACUGCAGUGGUAUUUGACUAUUGGAUCUGAGCGAGUCUAAUCAUGCUGUAGCUGAAAUGGGAAAAAGAGUUGAUUAAAACACACACACAGGAAAACAGUUGAUGUUCAAAGUACUACAUUUGCGUUAAUGUUGCGAGUUAUUGGAGUCUGAUUGAGCCUGUCCUCCCACAGCUUAAUUGCAUUAAUGCAGGCACAGGCAAACUCGGCCCUCCAGAUGUUUUGGGACUACAACUCCCAUCAUCCCUAGCUAACAGGGCCAGUGGUCAGGGAUGAUGGGAAUUGUAGUCUGAAAGCAUCUGCAUUAAUGCAACUGUAAUGUUGACUUCCUGCAAAUCAUGGUUAGUCUUCCUCAUAGCCCAAUUGAUUUAGCCGUUCAUUGGCACCAGUGUUAAUUGAGGGCAAAGUUGUCUAGGGUUUUCGUCAGGGAUCUGAACCUGCAGAUUGAUAUCAGUCAAGCUUCUGUUGAAAAUACCCGAAAUAUUUCCUCUUUCUGUAUGUAACGUUGUGGUGUUUGUUUACCAAUAAUGUGAGUUUUGUAUGUUUGGCAGUUAAUGUUUGGUACCAUUUGGGUUACCGUAAAAGCAAACUACGACACCUGCGUAGUUCUGCUUUGUGAAUAAGCCCACAAAAGUCAUUAGCCUACUGGGGGCUGACAGAGGAGAGGCUGAGAUCUCACUUGCAUUCAUCCACUGCCUUUCUGUGAUGGACACAAGGGAAGGGGCUUUCCUCUUCUGGCUUCCUCCUUAGUUUUUGUGCUGGCCACUAAGAGAAAACAGAAUACUCAAUUUCUGCCCUGGUUGUUUGCUUACUUGCCUGCAUGGAAUUCCUUGUCGCCUAUGGCUACCAGGCCAGGGCUUAAAUCCAAGGUUGGCAUUGGUACUGCAGCUCAUAUGACCUUAAUGCAUUUUUUAAAGUGCAAUUAUGGGCUUGGCAAAGUCAUAGCAGAUGAGAUGACAAACUGCUGCAGAAACGCCAUGAUCUUCCUGGUAUGAAAAUGCAUAAAGUAUGAGCUUCCAAAGGUUUCUCUAUUCCAAAUUCUAUGCAGAUAAGCCACCAGCUUCUUCAGAAGGUUCAGAACUUGUCUGAUUGAAAUAUAACUUUACCCUUGAAAAGAGGAUCCUUUUCCCCCCCGUUACCGAGAGUACUAUUUUUUAAAUAAAAAAAACGUAGUUGGUUUUCAUUGAUCAUGAUAUAUUAUUGCAUAUUUAAGCGGGGGUCAAAUUCUCCCUGUCCUUGUCCUGUUUCACUGUGGAUCUUGCCAGCAAAGCUGUUUUUAAUUAACCACAAGUUCAGCAAGGUUACUCCAAUGCAGAGAGGUUCUCUGGAGGCAGCCAGCCAUUUGGAUACGAAGAACUCUAUCUGGGAUUUAUGGUAACCAAUUCCCAUAUAGCCCAGGAUCUAUUUGUGCUUCAGCUUGAUUUGGGGAGUUGAUGUCGAACGAAGGUCAAAAUUGGGUUCAUGUUGUAGCUGGAGGGUAUGCAUGCUGUUUUUACUUUUACUUUUUUUGUUUACUUUUUUAAAAAAAGUACCUAGCCCACCUUAUCUCAGCAGGACAGAUUUCAGCAAAUCUUCUACAGCAAGCAGGGAUGGACUUGGGGUAGAAAACCAUGUAUAAACAACCUUUCCUGACCUGAGGCUGGUGUAAAGUCAGAAAUAAAUUGCAUAUAAUAGCUGAAAAACCCAGUUUCUGUGAGAAUGAUACCUCUUUCCAAAUCCAUCUUCUGUGGACCAUUCCUUUCCCCCUCCCAAUAAGCCCAAUAAGUAAGUUCCUUGGAUUCAAUAGGACUUAUUCCCUAGGAGUGAAAGAAUGUGCAUAGGAUUCCAGACUUAACUUCUGAGCAGCUAUUCAAAGGAUUGUGCUGACUGGCAUUUUCAAAUGCCAUUUAGAACUGUGAAGCAUAGAGUUGUCUUGUCCUGUCGGGGACUGUGGGCGCUUCGUUCUCUCCUAAAUUACCCGUAGCUUAUUUCAAACAUCUCGUAUCGUUGCGCCACUUCCUUUCGGAGUUUUGCUUUCAUAUGAGGAGAUCAGCCGUGCAUUAAAAGUCUCCUGCUCUCUUGAGUCAAAAUGGUAUUCUUCAGUUUCCAUGGAUGGUGAUCCUGUUCAAACAAACAAGACUUUUGUGAAGGAAGGUGACGAAGUGAAACAAAGUGUAAUAAGAUGCAACAUCUCAAAACUGCUGGUACCAGCAUGAAUACUUUUUUUAUCUCCUGUAUUUUUUGAAAGGCAUCCAAAAAUUUGUUUCUUUGUGCAUUCUUCCUCCCCACCCCCACACACUCCAGCUGAAUCCAUUUAUAUAGUGAACUACUUUUUUUUACCAGCCCUUAAUUAAACCUGUGGAACAGGGAAUAGAAAUUGAGAUCUGUAUUAUUUUUAUUCUCAGUUUUUAAUUGUCAGUGGGUAAGAGCAAAGGAAGACAGUACAGUGGUACCUCAGGUUACAUACGCUUCAGGUUACAUAUGCUUCAGGUUACAGACUCCACUAACCCAGAAAUAUUACCUCAGGUUAAGAACUUUGCUUCAGGAUGAGAACAGAAAUCGUGCUCUGGUGGCGUGGCGGCAGCGGGAGGCCCCAUUAGCUAAAGUGGUGCUUCAGGUUAAGAACAGUUUCAGGUUAAGAACAGACCUCCAGAACGAAUUAAGUACUUAACCCGAGGUACCACUGUAUUUAAAAACUGCCAUAUUCACAGAGUUGUCGCAAGGAUUUACAGCUAGAUAACACGUGUGUGAGCUGCUCUGAACACUUCAGAGUUCUGUACAAAUCUUGAGGCAGUUGGAAGCAUGAUCAGGGGAUUUGUACCUGCGCAAAGGCUUUUUGUGUAGUUGGGAAUGGGGAAAGCAUGCUUUACUGUUUGGAAAAAAGAUAUAUAUUUUAGUACAGUGGUACCCCGCAAGACGAACGCCUCGCAAGACGGAAAACCCGCUAGACGAAAGGGUUUUCCGUUUUGGAGGCGCUUCGCAAAACGAAUUUCCCUAUGGGCUUGCUUCGCAAGACGACAGCCCAUAGGGAAAUCUCAGGGACAGCGGGGAAGCGCAGCGCGCCUUCCCCACUGUCCUCGGACCUCCUCCGAAGCCUGGCGGCGGGGCGGGGACACCUCCUCCCGCCGCCGCCGGGCUCGGAAGGCUCCUCCGGCCGGGCGGGGGGAGGGAACACCUAGCCGCCGCCGCCCGGCUUCGGAACGGUGCCCGGGCCGGGCGGGGGGAGGGAACACUCAGCCGCCGCCGCCCGGCUCGGAACGGUGCCCGGCCGGGCGGUGGGGAGGAAGACCUCCGCCGCCCGGCUCGGAACGGUGCUCCGGCCGGGCGGGGGAGGGAACACCUCCGCCGCCGCCCGGCUUCGGAACGGUGCUCCGGCCGGGCGGGGGAGGGAAGACCUCCGCUGCCGCCCGGCUUCGGAACGGUGCUCCGGCCGGGCGGGGGGAGGGAAGACCUUCUGAAGGCGGGCGGGGGCGAAAGUCUUUGCUCCCCUGCCUGCCUGUCCCGGAGGGCUUUUGAAGGCGGGGGGAGCAAGACUUCGCCCGCCCGCCUUCAGAAGAGGUCCAGGACCUCUUCUGAAGGCUGGCGGGGGCAAAAGUCUUUGUCCCCCUGCCUGCCUUCCCAGGGGCUUUGAAUUGCCCCGGACAGCGGAGAAGUCCUCCGCUGUCCCGGGGUGAUUUUAAAUGCCGCCCGCCAGCAUUUUAAGAUCGCCUGGACAGCGGAGAAGUCCUCCGCUGUCCCGGGUUUUUAAAAUGCUGGGGGUGGGAAGAAAAGCCCUUGCCUCCCCCAGCCUUCAGAAGAGGUCCGGGGACAGACUGUCCCCGGACCUGGUCUGAAGGCGGCUUCCUAGGAACGCAUUAAUUGAUUUUCAAUGCAUUCCUAUGGGAAACCGUGCAUCGCAAGACGAAAAACUCGCAAGACGAAGAGACUUGCGGAACGAAUUAAUUUCGUCUUGCGAGGCACCACUGUAGAUGGAUCUGGUUCCUGAUUCAGAUUACUUCAAUUCGUUUGUCGGUUCUGAACAUUCUGUUUAAAGUUUUGUCAUCACUUCCGCUUCCUCUCUGUAGACAGUUGCACCACAAGGAUACUGGCAGCCUUAUGAAAACGUGAGAUAUGAAAUGAAAAGGGGCAGACUCCACAGCGAGCAGAGGAGAGCAGGCAGUUCAUCCUGGCCAGGAAACAAGCCUCAAGGCCCCAAGAGGAGGGCCACUGCUAUUUUCACUAGGCAGAACAACCAAGAAGGCCAUUUUGUUUCACACAGCCAGUUGGACUGAAACACAAUAGCAGACCUUGAGCUUUAGCCCUGUAUGGGGGGAAAACCUAAGACCGUGUCUUGACAGUGGUCUGGUGAAAGGUUAAACUGCUGCAUGCAGACCCAGCCCCAAACAUCGCCAUCUGUGUCUGCGGCUCUUUUAGAGGUUCUGAAAGAGCAUACAAUUGAGCUGGCCCUGGCUUAGGGUCAGAAGAAGCACCUUAGGUUCAAUUUGGGGCCUUUUAUGCAUAACGAAUGGGACGCGCUGUGGGUUAAACCACAGAGCCUAGGACUUGCCGAUCAGAAGGUCGGCAGUUCGAAUCCCCAUGACGGGGUGAGCUCCCGUUGCUCGGUCCCUGCUCCUGCCAACCUAGCAGUUCAAAAGCACGUCAAAGUGCAAGUAGAUAAAUAGGUACCGCUCCAGCAGGAAGGUAAACGGCGUUUCUGUGCGCUGCUCUGGUUCGCCAGAGCAUGCUGGCGACAUGACCCGGAAGCUGUACACCGGCUCCCUUGGCCAAUAAAGCAAGAUGAGCGCUGCAACCCCAGAGUCGGCCAUGACUGGACCUAAUGGUCAGGGGUCCCUUCACCUUUACUCUUCAUAACAAAGCACAAAGCUGGCAUAGGCAGUCUCCUGGGCUUCCGCACCAACAGUGCCUAGCUCUAGGGCAGUGUUCCCCAAAUUUCGGUCUCCGGCUGUUUUUGGACUACAACUCCCAUCAUCCCUAGCUAGCAAGGCCAGCAGUCAGGAUUGAUGGGAAUUGUAGUUCAAAAGUAGCUGGAGACCCCAGUUUGGGAAACACUCCUGCAGGAGGUUUCACUAGAGGGAGACAUUAUUGGGUAUGGGGUCCUGGAGAGCCUUUACACACCUAUACUGACUGAGGGAUGGAUUAUAUUUCUAUGCCGCAUUUCAUUCAAAUGAAUCCCAAAGCAGCUUACAAACAAUAAAUAACAGCAACAAGAUAGAACAUAACAGAACAUCACAAAUAUAGAAUCAUUAACAAAUCCUCUGUGAAACAUUUACAAUAUAAAACACUGUUAACAAAGCCACAACUAAGGAAUGAGCUAAACAUCACAGUUUUUUUAAAAAAAAAUAUAUUUUUAUUAAAGAUUUCUUGGUUUACAAAAGUAUGUGCAACACCUCAUUUUUCAAGUUACAUUUUCUACAGAUCAGUUUCGUUUGUUGAGACAUUAGUGUUACAUGGGGAAAAGGGGGAAAGAGGUGGAGGGCGAAAUGGUGAGUGGGCUGGGGUCGGGUGGCAAUGCUUCUAUUCUGCUUAGUGUAUGUGUGGGGUUUUGUGUCAGCAUCACUUGCGUGGGUUCUCUUUACUAUUCACUUGUAUCCCUUUGGUGGUGAGAGACGUUGGGGUUCGUCUAGGGUGUGGUUACAGUGGUACCUCGGGUUACAUACGCUUUAGGUUACAUAUGCUUCAGGUUACAGACUCCGCUAACCCAGAAAUACUACCUCAGGUUAAGAACUUUGCUUCAGGAUGAGAACAGAAAUCGCGUGGCGGAGGCGCAGCCUCAGCAGGAGGCCCCAUUAGCUAAAGUGGUGCUUCAGGUUAAGAACAGUUUCAGGUUAAGAACGGACCUCCGGAACAAAUUAAGUAUGUAACCAGAGGUACCACUGUAUUUGUUUGUGAUUGGCUGUAGUGAACUUUAUUUUCAUGUGUGAGUGGGGUGUGUGUGUAUGUGUGUUUGGGUCAGCUUAGCCAGAUUGAUUCGAAUGCUGUUGGCGGGUUCUUGUUGUCUUGUUGGGCUGUGUAUGUGAUAAAGGAUAACCAUAUUGGGGUGAAGGCAUUCUCUUCUAUUUGUCCCCAUGUCAGUUUCAAUUUAUUGGUUAGUUUUUCUAAUAAGGCAGUUUCCCAUUCUAUUUGAUACCAUUGGUCCAUGCUUACUCCUGACAGGUCUCUCCAGUGUCUGACUGCCAUCAAACAUCACAAUUAAAGCAAAAUUCUUAUGAUACGAUUAACAAAUCAAUAGGGCAUUUAUAAUCUAAGAAACAAUAGUAAACAAAACAGCUGCCAAAGAAUAAACUAAGCCCCGUCAAGUUCAUACACACUCUCUCCCCAGCCCUGUGACUCAUAAUCUUUCAUUUUAUUCAGCUCACUAAAACACACAUCCACAUAAUGCUUGUGGCAGCAACUCCAUUCUGAAGGUUCCUCGGGUUGGAGUAGUAGUGCAGCGACUGAUGUAGCCGCAGCAACAGGGGGUGGUCUGUGUAUGGGGGGGUGGUGUCUAGGGCAGCAGGUCUUCCUUGGACAGUAGAGAAUGUCUUGCUCUGGCAAUGUGUGUCUUCAGCAAACGCAGUAUACAGCAGGCUUGGAGAACCUGUGGCCCUCCAGAUGUUGUGGGACUACAUGCCUGACCCAUUGGUCAUGCUGGCUGUGGCUGAUGGGAGUUGGAGUUCAACAAUAACAACAACAACAAAAUUUAUUAUUUAUACCCCGCCCAUCUGGCUGGGUUUCCCCAGUCACUCUGGGCAGCUCCCAACAAAAUAUUAAAAAUAAAACAAAACAUCAGACAUUUAAAGCUUCCCUAAACAGGGCUGCCUUCAGAUGUCUUCUAAAAGUCAGAUAGUUGUUUAUUUCCUUGACAUCUGAAGGGAGGGCGUUCCACAGGGCAGGUGCCACUACCAAGAAGUCCCUCUGCCUGGUUCCCUGUAACCUCACUUCUCACAGGGAGGGAACCACCAGAAGGCCCUCAGAGCUGGACCUCAGGGUCUGGGCUGAAUGAUAGGGGUGGAGAUGCUCCUUCAGGUAUACUGGGCCGAGAUCUGGAGGGCUGUAAGUUUCCCAUUCCUGGUGUAGGGAAACAUGAAGCACGGGCAUAAAUGACAUGGGUGCCUAGUGUAAUACAUUAAAAGUUAUCAGAGCUUCGAUGCUAUUUGCUUCUGUUUGUCUUAAAUGAAAGAUGUGAGGAUGUUUUCAGUUGUUACCACCUCUGCAGAUUAAAGUUGAAGUUACAAAUAACAUGUCUCUUUUUUAAAAUAUAAUUUUAUUGAGACAUUUCGACAUACAACAAAAAACAGAAACAAAACAAAAAAUAGGGAAGACAGAGGAUCUCCAAAUUAUAGUGUUGUGAUAUUGCAGAAGCAGCUGUGAUUUGAGACCAAAGGCAGCUUGAUUUAUUUAAACGAGGUCUAGAAUUUUGCCCAACUUGGUUUAUGUCUGCUGAAAGAUGUCAUCAAGACUUUUUUUUGGUUAUGACCUCUUCCAUAUCCAUAAGAAUGAAAUAAAAGCUUUGAUGCCUUGUGUACAAAUGCUUCUAAACAACCAUUCGUUUUUAAUAUAUUCAAGGCAUCUUAGUAAGAAUGGAAGCAUCCGAACAGCAGAUUUUAUUUAAGUUGGUAUCUUGCAAUCAGCAUGUAGUCGGAAAUAAUUAUUGUAAAUGCGCUUGCAGCUUCAAACACUCAAAACGUGCAUCCGUUUAAAGUUGUCUUGCCUGCAAUCCUGAAAAGAUAAUCCCUUUUAUCUCUUACCAUGCCUUUUUUUCAAGUUUUCAUUUCUAAGCUUUGUUAUGAUUGAUGUUGUAAUAAAUGAUUUUUUUUUUUUAACAAGAGAAUAUGGGAAUAAAUUCAAAUACAGUCAACCUAAAAUCCUCUGGAUUCUGCUUUGUUCCAUAAGCUUUCCCAUUUCUAUUCUUUGGUGUUCAGUACCUUACAAUAGUAAAGAUGCCCGCAGCUGAUAUUUUUCUGGUAAUUUGGCAUACUCGUUUUAUUUGAAGCGGCAAGCAAAGAUUUUGUUAGAAAAUUUAAGUAAUUAGGUUCUAGGAUUAGCUCUUCCCUUGAAAAGGGAAGCAGCAACUGGGGGACAAAAUGUGAAUUAGCUUGAUGGAAGCAACAGUAGUAGCUGGUAAUGGGAAAGCAUAAACCAGGGUUCAGACAGGAUAUCUGUAAAGCCCUAAAGCUCCAUCCUUAAACCAUGUUUUGCGCUCCAUAUUUAGGAUGUGCAUCUAAAAAGUAAAAUGUGAAUACGAUAAAUGCUUGCAUUGUACAGGCACCCUCAUCUAAAAUCAUGAUUGGCUGCAAACAAUUCUAUUUUUCUAGAAAAAGAAAUGCAAUGGUGCCCACCUGAGAACUGCCAGGACUGAGCUCCUACUGGAAAAAAAGCUCUGGCUGCAACUAUCUGUUAGAAUUCCUGCUCCCUGAUUGCAGUCAUGGGAUUUUUGUAUAUCACAUGACGUGGUAUGUUUUGACUCCACAGAGUGGGAAGUGACGGAAACAGGACGUUUGUGUUACUGUGUUCCGUAAAGUGGGACUAUUGUCCUUUGUUCUCUCUCUUUGCUGUCUGAUGCUAGAGAGAGAGGGAGCCAUGUUGCAGUGCUCCGUGUGUGUUUAUAUGUAAAUAAAGUAGAUUAGCCAAAAUGCUGAGUUGCUGGGGUCUGUCACGCAAGCUGUGAAGACUCUGCGGAUCCCUAAGUGUGCCGAUGUCUGUUGGCAUCGGUCGCUGUGAUGUUCGGGCUGAAGAAAGCUUUUGAAGCUCCUGAAUGAUCGACCAGGAGGGAGGGAACAUGCAUGUCGGGCAUGUCUCUCUACCAGGGUCCUACUCAAGUGUAGAAUGAGCUCCUGACAGGAUGUACAUGGGUGGGAAACUUUUAUUUGCCUCCUGUGUAAUUACUCCUUACUCAAAAGAGAACAGGUCUUCUUUACCUUUAUUAUUAUUAUUUAUUAAAUUUGUAAACUGCCCUUUAUCCGUAGGUCUCAGGGCGGUUUGCAACACAAAAUUACACAAUAUAAAAGCACAAAAUACAUUUCAAUAUAACAAUUGACUAUAGGUAUACAAACUAAUAAAAAUACACUCCCCGCCAAAAGCCCUAGCCCAUAAAUACAAACAUCCAAAUUAACAUACAACAUUUAAGAACCCUCUCAAAUAAAACAACACCAACCCAAGUUAAAAUCCCAUGCCCCAUUAAAUAAUUUUAGCGCAAGAGGGUUGGCCCAUACCCUUGAUCUGCCCCUGAAGUGCCACCUCCCAAGGGACAACUCCCUUUGGUGUCUGCCCUUCAGGAGUGGCCUGGCUGGGGGGCCACCAGGACAGGCAGACUUUAUAGAGCUGCCCAGCAACUGGUCAUGCCUAGCUAGGGCAGCAGGCGUUUCCAGUGCUGCUUUAAUAUCUUAAAUGCACGACAAGCUGUACCCUUCUACACAAUUAUUAGCGUUGCGGGAGCCCUGUCAUCUUCUGUAUUUUUUGGGAUAACGUUUUAUUAAUUUUCCAAAAAUAACAGAAAUAAAAACAAACAUCAAAACCAAAUAGAUUGACUUCCCACUAGUCCCUUCCUUGGUUCAAUUAUAUAUCAACAUACCGCAUGUCCAUUGUUGAAUUUGAAACCCAGUUAAAUUACCAGCUAUUAUCCAUUCUUAGGACGCGGGUGGCGCUGUGGGUUAAACCACAGAGCCUAGGGCUUGCCGAUCGGAAGGUCGGCGGUUCGAAUCUCCGCAACGGGGUGAGCUCCCGUUGCUCGAUCCCUGCUCCUGCCAACCUAGCAGUUCAAAAGCACGUCAGAGUGCAAGUAGAUAAAUAGGUACCGCUCUGGCAGGAAGGUAAAUGGCAUUUCCAUGCGCUGCUCUGGUUUGCCAGAAGCGGCUUAGUUAUGCUGGCCACAUGACCUGGAAGCUGUAUGCCGGCUCCCUCGACCAAUAAAGUGAGAUGAGUGCCGCAACCCCAGAGUCGGCCACGACUGGACCUAACGGUCAGGGGUCCCUUUACCUUUAUCCAUUCAUAAGAAAAUUACAAGUAGUUUUAAAACCCUGCUAAUCUAUUAACCUGUGUACAAUGCUUCUGUAUAUAGGCAAUAAACAUCUUCCAUUCUUCUUUAAGUUCGUUGUCAUAUCUUCCUCUUAGUUUCGUUGUCAAUUUUGCCAUUUCAGCAUAUUCCAUUUUAGUUUAACUUGCCAAUCUUCUUAAGAAACAUAGGAAGCUUCCUUAUGUUGAGCCAUUGGCUCAUCUAACUCAGCAUUGUCCACUGACUGGCAGCGGUUGACCAGAGUUUCAGACCAGGGCCUCUCCCAGCCCUACCUGAAGAUGUCUGAACCAGGCACGUUCUACGUGCAAAGCAGAUGCUCUGCUCCUUCCCCAGGUAAACAUGAGUCUCUUUCGAACUCACAAGUUAAGCAUUGACGGUCUGGGCUAUUGGUUUUAAUUAAUUGCUUGAGAAUAAUGCAAUAGCCGCGUUAAUGGCAAACUUAAAUAAGGUAAAGGACCCCUGACCAUUAAGUCCAGUCACGAACGACUCUGGGGUUGCGGCGCUCAUCUCGCUUUAUUGGCCGAGUGAGCCGGCGUACAGCUUCUGGGUCAUGUGGCCAGCAAAACUAAGCCGCUUCUGGUGAACCAGAGCAGCGCAGGGAAACACCGUUUACCUGCCAGAGCAGUACCUAUUUAUCUACUUCUCUACUUAUAUUAUUAUUAUUAUUAUUAUUAUUAUUAUUAUUAUUAUUAUUAUAUCUACUUGCACUUUGAUGUGCUUUCGAACUGCUAGGUUGGCAGGAGCUGGGACUGAGCAAUGGGAGCUCACCCCGUUGUGGGGAUUCGAACCGCCGACCUUCCGAUUGGCAAGCCCUAGGCUCAGUGGUUUAACCCACAGCGCCACCCGCGUCCCUUGGCAAACUUAACUCUUGGUAAAAUGUUGUGCGUUAGCCUUGUGCAUCGACGUAUUCAUCAAAUGAAUUAAAAGCCGAGUGAGUCUUGUAACUUGGUUUCUGUUGAUGUGGACUGUGUUUGCUGUGCUGGUUUGUAAUUGUUCUGGUUCCCAGGUGGAAUUGAAAGCGAGGCUUUGGGUGAGCUGCAAAAGUGGGUAUCUCCCAACUGAGUUUUGCACGUCACCUCAUAACAGUUUCACUGCAGGCUUUGACUCACAAUGUUUCGGGCCUGUGCAGUGCUACUUCAGAUUAUACGUGGGGGUUUGUGAUGGAUUGAUCCUUCAUAUGAAAAGAAAAAACACACCCAGAAAAGCACAUAGAACUUUUCUCACUAGCUACAUUUACAUUUCCUGUCAGAGGCUUGGCACAGUGUACACAAAAAACACCUUUUGAAGAUGAUGGGUGACAGAGGCUUGAACAAAGAAGUGAAAUCCUGAGAGAAAAAUCUUGUGCUUCUUGAUAGAAUCACAGAGUUGGACACCCCCCCCCCGGAUGGGCCUGUACAUAUUGGGCUAGAAGCCUCCUUCAAGUAUUUGGGUCCCAAGCCAUUAAAAUACAGUUGUACCUUGCUUUUAGAAUUUAAUCCGUUCCGGGAGUGCAUUUGAAUCCCGGACGAGUUUGAAAACCAAGGUGCGGCUUCUUAUUGGUUGCAGGAAUGUCCUGCAACCAAUUGGAAGCCACACUGGACGUUCGGCUUCUGAAAAUCGUUCAAAAACCGGAACAACCGCUUCCGGUUUUCAAUUGCUCGGGAGCUGAAAUGUUCAAGUUCAAAGGUGUUCGGCUUCCGAGGUUCCACUUACAAGUUUCAGAACCUUAAAUUGGGCCCAGUUCCCAAAGACAUGGUGUCACAUGAUUGCAUCUCAGGACACUGUACCCCUAAAAAAUACUUCGGUAAAAGCAUCACGAGCAUUUGACCAGGGCUGAACACCCCUAAUUCAAAUGUGUGCAUCCAUGGUGAGCACAGCCUGCUCAUCUCAUUCUGCUGCCUCCCCUUUCCUUGGCCCCAAAGACAAGAACUUGGCAUUGGGUUGAGCAGUAGGGAAAUGGUACAUAUUCCCCUAUCCUUAGAGGAGCCUCUUUUAUCAUCAGAGAUGGGACUUAGAAAGCCUUCUCCCUAGUAGAAGUAAUAUGUAAGCAGCAGUGUUUACUCUCUGGGAUAGGUUGAUCGUUGCUUUUCCCCUUUGCUGCAUUUGGUGGUAAGUCCUUGGCCUUUGGGGGUGGGGAAGGAGAAGGAGGUGGAGCUUAAUCUGAGUGCCUUUAAUUUAAUUUAAUUUAAUUUAUUCUUAAAGUGUAUUCCACUUUCCCUCCAGGGAGCCCAGCAUGGUUCCCACCCUCUUCAUUGCAUCCUCACAACUCCUUUGUGGCCAAUUAAAGCAUCUGAAGUGGGUCUCCAAGGUCCUAGUCCAGCACUCUAACCACUAUACCACACUGUCUCUCUGUAUGAGCCUUUUUACAAGCUUUUUGUCAGCACUUCAUGUGAGCGCUCACGAAACUCAAACUUUUGUGUUUUUUUAAAAUAUAUUUUUAUUAAACAAUUUCAAUCAAACAGAUUAGUCAAAUAAUCACUUACAUUAUACCCCCCCUUUUUAUUCCCCCCAUCCCUCCCUCCCCCCCCCCCGCCCAGGACUUCCAUCAGCUCCCUCUCUGAUUUAUUUGCACAUAUUGCUCUUUUUCAUGUAAAAAACUGUACAUAUCAUUACAUCAUCUGUCCUAUAUUCUAUUAAUAAAUUUGUGGAUGUUUAUUCAAAACCUGCCACGGAGUCCAAAUCAUUUUGUUGUUUUUUCCUAAAUAGUCUGUAAAAAGUUUCCAAUCUUCUUUGAAGUCCCGAUUGUCCUUCUCCCAUAGCUUGUUUGUCAGUUUUGCCAACUCUGCAUAACUCAUCAAUUUUUCUUGCCAUUGUUCUUUCGUUGGGAUUUCCUCCUUCUUCCAUCCUUGUGCUAAUAAGACUCUUGCCGCUGUUGUAGCAUACAUAAAUAGAUUCUUUAAUUUUGUGGGCAGGUUUCGUCCUAUAAGCCCUAACAAAAAUGCUUCCGCCUUCUUUAUAAAUGACAUUUUAAACAUUUUUUUUCCAAUUCAUUAUAUAUCAUUUCCCAAUUUUUAAAAAUUUCUCUACAUUCCCACACAAAAGUCAAACUUUCAGGGGUCAAAUAUUUUGAAAGCACACUGUGCAGAUACAUCACUGCAGCUGAGCGGGUCUGGAUCUGUCCAAUGCCUUAAUACAGAGACCAUCAGGCAGGGCCAACGUCAGAAUGUGGCAUCCUUUGGUAGUUUCCAGAGCUCAAACGCUGAUGCUUGCUCAGUGCCCCUAUUUAAAACAAAACAGAAGUAGUCCAACACUGAUGAGCCAGUGUGGUGUAGUGGUUAAGAGUGGUAGUCUCGUAAUCUGGUGAACCGGGUUCGCGUCUCCGCUCCUCCACAUGCAGCUGCUGGGUGACCUUGGGCCAGUCACACUUCUCUGAAGUCUCUCAGCCCCACUCACCUCACAGAGUGUUUGUUGUGGGGGAGGAAGGGAAAGGAGAAUGUUAGCCGCUUUGACAUUCCUUAAAGGCAGUGAAAGGCGGGAUAUCAAAUCCAAACUCCUCUUCUUCAAUGGUUUGGGCGCUCCAGACAGACUUGAGUUCUCCCUGCCACUUAAAUUUAACAAAAUGCUAUCAAAGCAUGAUACUGGGAGCCAGGAUUCCGGGAAAUUUAAAUACCAGCAAGACUGGGUUGCUUGGAGUGCUGCUACUUGCCUCCCACAAUUGUCAGGUAAGCCUGCCAGGGCCCAUUGAUGGAAGAACGAGCCCAGCAGAGGGCACUUUGCUUAAAGCAAGAGAUGCUAUGCAUGUCCCUCCCAGUGAUUUGGAAGACAGACACAUAAUACUGUUGCAAGGACUUUGGUGCAGUAAGCUUGAUAGCACACACUUCUGCCAGGCCUAUUGUAAAUAAACGUACAGUGGUACCUCGGGUUAAGAACUUAAUUCGUUCUGGAGGCCCGUUCUUAACCUGAAACUGUUCUUAACCUGAGGUACCACUUUAGCUAAUGGGGCCUCCCGCUGCCGCUGCCCGAUUUCUGUUCUCAUCCUGAAGCAAAGUUCUUAACCCGAGGUACUAUUUCUAGGUUAGCGGAGUCUGUAACCUGAAGCGUCUGUAACCUGAAGCAUCUGUAACCUGAGGUACCACUGUACUUGAAAGGAAGUUGGGAGAAAAUUGGUUUUCUGGUUCUCUCCCGCGGUACCUGGAAGCACAGGCUAUAUCCUUUUACAUGAUACUAAAGCUCCAAUAAUAGCCACAUAAACCUGUACCAUUGUGUCACGAUGUUCUUGGCUGCGCCUCAGUUUUUAAUUCACAAGAGUAUCCUGAAGGGCUUACUGGGUUUCUUAUUGGUAGCAAUUCACAUCUGCUGUAGACUUGUACUUUGGGGUCAUGUUUCUGCUGUUCAGUGACAAAAAACAACAGCAACCCUUGAAUGAACAUUGACUGCUUAUUGUGACCUUCGUUGUGUAUUGCUUGCAAGAUCUGCGGUUUGGCUUCUUUACUUUUUAAUGGGCUGGACUGCUCGUCGUGAAACUGUAUUGAAUCUCCGAAUUAAGACAUUUGAUACGUGAAAGGAGAGUUUGCCUCAUCUUGUUUUAUCAUUAGCAGUAGAAUGCUGGAAUCAUAUUUUUGGAUCGAGAUGAAAUUAGUUGCCUUUAGGCUCCAUUUCAGUCAAUGGAAUCAAUUAGAUUUAUUCUGUCUCGUUUUCGCAGAUGGGUAAGAUGCCUAAAGCAUGGAAUUCUGGAGGAAAAACAGCUGCAAAGCCUAAUCUGAAUCUCUGUGCUCAUUUUCUGCUGUAUGUCUCUCCCUACUUGGUUGACCCUCAAGAGGCUGUUCAUACCAAAUGUCACUUUCAGAGGCAAAAAGCCCCGAUCUAGAUCAGGAAGAUGUUCCAGAUUGGGGGUCUACAGCUUUCCCCCAAAAUAAAAACAGUUAGGUUAAGCACACACUUAGAUAUGCGACAAGCAAUGUGUGUAGUUCAAUGUCAGUUUCAGGCACCAAUACCAGUUCCGCCUCUUCCGUCUUGUGGGCUUCUGCUACCUGAGGCAGCCGCCUUAAAUUGCCUAAUGGCAGAGCUGGCUCCACCUGAACAGGGAGAGAAGGAGAAAGAUGUAUGCAAGUGGGUUUCUCUUGAGCUCUUCAGAAUUUUAUGGGAAAUCGUAUGGAAAUACAAAUCAUAUGGGAAAUUUCUUAAACGUUCACGGCAGAUUUUAUUUUGCGUGGUUUAAUCCUGGGCAAUGCGCGUGUUAUGUUUAUGUGUUUGCUCUCUCUAGAUUGCUUCCUCAGAGGUGUAGUUUUUAUGAACUGGUUUUUCAUUCAAUGCAGUGCUUCAUUUGGUCUGAAAAUACAGUGUGGGCUGCUAUUCAGCAAGCAGACUGAUGACUCACCCCUUUGCCUUGCUGACUUUUUGUAGCUGAUUCUAUCGCUUAACGUACCUAAGGUCUAAUAGGUUUCUAAUGAGAUGUUAACAGCAUCCAAGGGUAGAUGUUGUACUGCCACAGAAUGAUUUCUUUUCCCUGGAACACCACCAACUCUGUUGCUCUUAGAUCUUCUGCAGCAUGUCUGCUGUGGUUGUUUACACUUUAGACUUCGGGUCAAAAUGUGUGUGUGACAAGCCCUCAGCAGCCCUACUAUUUUUGUCUGGGGAAAAUUGGGCUCGCCACAUGGGCAGCGUGUACUGAAGUUCUCACCCUGGGCCAGCAGGGGGAUACUGUAGCUAGUUUUCACUCAGGUCCACAUAUGCAAAUCAGGGAUUGGAAGUGACGUUCAAUGAUUGGAUAGUUACAGAAAGUUGUUACUGUUGCUUUGUAGUUGAGCUCUAUAUAAGCAGGCUGGCUGAACCCUUCAAUUCAGUUCUGUUCUGGCCUGUGAAUAAACAAGAGCUGUUUGAAGAAUCUCUGUGUCGUCUGAUAUGUUCACCCACAACUUAACAGUGCGCUUGUUUGCUUAAAACAUUUCCCUGCCCACUGCAGUUCUCGUCCACAUCUCUCCCCUCCCACGCAGAACUGCUUUUAUGAGGACCAUUGCUCAGUGAUAGAUAGGGCUGGGUGAUCUAUCAGAAUACUGUCCCAAACUGAUUUGAAGUCCAUAUAUGUGAUAUCGGUUUCAUAAUGUUUGACCAAUAUAUCGCGAAUCAUGAUGUGUGUAUGUUUGCUUUUGCAAAAAUUACAAUGUGGGGGAAACUGUGAAGCCAGCCGGUGCCUGGACAUAACUCCAUCAUUUCAGACAUUGUGAUGUUUAGCUGGUGAUAUAUCAGUGUGGAAAACCAGACAUCAGCCAGCCGUAGUGGUAGACCAGAUGCCUUGCAUGGAAAAGGUCCCAGGCCCAACCCUUGGUGUCUCUAUAUAGGCCUCUGAAAAGCUCCAUGGAGACCCUCUGCCAGUCCAAGUAGACAACACUGACCUUGGUAGACCAAAGGACUGACUAUAUCUAUCUAUCUAUCUAUGAACAUAAAUAAAGUAAAAUAAAGAAAUGAAUAAAAUACCACACACAUAUAUAUGGUAUUUUAUUCAUUUCUUUAUUUACUUUCAUUUACAGCAGUGUUUCCCAAGCUUUGGUCGCCAGCUGCUUUUGGACUACAACUCCCAACGUCCCCAGCUAGCAAGACCAGUGGGCAAGGAUGAUGGGAAUUGUAGUCCAAAAGCAGCUGGAGACCCAAGUUUUAGUAACACAGAUUUCCAUAGCACCAAAGACAACACAGUGCCAGCAUGCCUGCUGAUCUGUUCCAAUUGGUGGUGUGAUGUAUGCCAGGGGGCCCACAGCCUUUUCUGGUGCCCACAGGGUUCUCCUCCCCCCCCCCCCCCAGAUUGCCCCACCAAAAUUAGGCAUGAAAGCAGCACUCUGUUGUAGCCAGUAGAAUAGUUUGCAAGGUAAGAGGAGUGCCCAUGAACAUUUUUCCCGUUUGCAAAUGUAGGCGCCCCUGAGCCUCCACUGCUUACUUCAUGAAAGCAACCACACAUUUACCAAAAUGGGUUCUGAUGUCAUCUUAGUUUUGCCCUGUGUGCACAGGAUUGCAAAAGCAGAGACAAAUCCUAUGUGCUAAGGCCUAUUUUAUUCAACUGGUCUUCCUCCAAACUCAAUGUGCCAUAGGAUUGCACUCUUAAAUCUGCUUUACCUGGGCAUAAGGCCCAUUGAGCUCUGGAGUAAGCAAUGGAAUAAGCUCUGUUGAAUUUUGAGCAUGCACAUGUAGGCUUAUAUUCUUAGUCAUCUUCAGGUUUCUUAAUCACAAAGAAUUACAAAUUGUACAGUACAGUGGUACCUCGGGUUAAGUACUUAAUUUGUUCCAGGGGUCCGUACUUAACCUGAAACUGUUCUUAACCUGAAACACCACUUUAGCUGAUGGGGCCUCCUGCUGCCGCUGCGCCGCCGGAACAUGAUUUCUGUUCUCAUCCUGAAGCAAAGUUCUUAACCUGAAGCACUAUUUCUGGGUUAGCGGAGUUUGUAACCUGAAGCGUAUGUAACCCGAGGUACUACUGUAUUUAAAACACGCACCACCAUGUGGGCCUGUAUUCUGUAGACAAAGAAGUGCUUACUCAAACAGUCCUUUCAGGUGCUAUUUUCAUGAAAAGCGACUUUACACUUCAUUGCUUAAACUAACAAAAAUAUGAACUUUGUUUAUUUUGUAAAGCCAUGUGCGGAUGAAAGCAUAUAAAGGAAUUUUUGUUAAUAUUAGGUUUCUGUAAUUUGUAUGUGUGGGCUUGCAGACCAAAGGUUUUAUUUUUAUUUUAUUUUAUUGCAGUAACAUUUUGGAAGAUUUUUAAUUGAAAGAUCAAAAUAAUUCAUAUUACUUGCUUCAGUAAAUUUUAAUUUCAUUUCCUUGCCUGGCGCUCCUCCUUAGUUAUUGAUGUUUGACAUUGCAAAUGGUCCUUUUUCUUUCUGCGGUCAUUUGUUAGCUUCCUUCUAGUAGUAUCAGAUGAUGACCGAGCUUUCAUGACGGACGACUGUAUCCUCUGAACAAAAGGCAUCUGUGACCAUGUGAACUGGUUAUCUGUAAUUAUUGACCAUCCAUCCAAAGUGGACUAGAUGUACCAGUCACUAAUGUUGUUGUAGACAUAGUUGUGGGGCGGGGGAGUUGGAUGGGGGUGAGAGAGCAGGAAUCUCCCCUGCUCUUAAUAAGGGUUUGCUAUCACAUAAAAGGGACGCAACUGGUCCCAUCACCUCCUGGCAAAUAGAAGGGGAAGAAAUGGAGGCAGUGAGAGAUUUUACUUUCUUGGGCUCCAUGAUCACUGCAGAUGGUGACAGCAGCCACGAAAUUAAAAGACGCCUGCUUCUUGGGAGAAAGGCGAUGACAAACCUAGACAGCAUCUUAAAAAGUAGAGACAUCACCUUACAAACAAAGGUCCGUAUAGUAAAAGCUAUGGUUUUCUCAGUAGUGAUGUAUGGAAGUGAGAGCUGGACCAUAAAGAAGGUUGAUCGCAGAAGAAUUGAUGCUUUUGAAUUAUGGUGCUGGAGGAGAGUCUUGAGAGUCCCAUGAACUGCAAGAAGAACAAACCUAUCCAUUCUUAAGGAAAUCAGCCCUGAGUGCUCACUGGAAGGACAGAUCCUGAAGCUGAGGCUCCAAUACUUUGGCCACCUCGUGAGAAGAGAAGACUCCCUGGAGAAGACCCUGAUGUUGGGAAAGAUGGAGGGCACAAGAAGAAGGGGACGACAGAGGACGAGAUGGUUGGACAGUGUUCUCGAAGCUACCAGCAUGAGUUUGACCAAACUGUGGGAGGCAGUGGAAGACAGAAGUGCCUGGCGUGCUCUGGUCCAUGGGGUCACGAAGAGUCAGACACGACUAAACAACUAAACAACAACAACAAAAGGGACACAGGUGGCGCUGUGGUCUAAACCACUGAGUCACUUGGGCUUGCCGAUCGGAAGGUUGGCAGUUCAAAUCCCCGCAACGGGGUGAGCGCCCAUUCCUCUGUCCCAGCUCCUGCCAACCUAACAGUUCGAAAGCAUGCCAAAAAGUGCAAGUAGAUAAAUAGGUGUCGCUCCAGCGGGAAGGUAAAUGGCAUUUCCAUGUGCUGCUCUGGUUUCACCAGAAAUGGCUUAGUCAUGCUGGCCACAUGACCUGGAAGCUGUAUGCCAGCUCCCUCGGCCAGUAAAGUGAGAUGAGCGCCACAACCCCAGAGUCGUCUGUGACUGAACUUAACUGUUAGGGGUCUUUUACCUUUACCUUUUUUUUAUCACAUAAAAACAGUGGUGAGAGUUUGGAGUCUCCAGUGAAGGACUUUGUGGGUGUCCAAUUUGCAACAUCUGCUGUACAGUGGUACCUCGGGUUAAGAACUUAAUUUGUUCUGGAGGUCCAUUCUUAACCUGAAAUUGUUCUUAACCUGAGGUACCACUUUAGCUAACGGGGCCUCCUGCUGCCACUGCACGAUUUCUGUUCUCAUCCUGAAGCAAAGUUCUUAACCCAAGGUACUAUUUAUGGGUUAGUGGAGUCUGUAAUCUGAAGCAUCUGUAACCUGAAGUGUUUGUAACCCGAGCUAGUACUGUAUGGUGUACAGUCAUAAUUUGGAAGUCAAAUGGAAUCCGUUCUGGAAGUCCGUUCGACUUCCAAAACGUUUGGAGACCAAAACGCGGCUUCUGAUUAGCAGCCAAUCAGAAGCCGCGGAAGCCCCGUCGGACGUUCGGCUUCCCAAAAUGGUUUGCAAACCAGAACAGUCACUUCCAGGUUUGCGACGUUCGGAAGCCAAAACGUUCAGGAACUAAGCUGUUCGAAAACCAAGGUACGACUGUACAAGAUUUCUGUCUAUAGAGUAUGAGAAUUAAACAUCAGAUGAUGGACGUUUUAAAAUAACCCAACUGCAUAUUUAACUGACCUAAUAUUCAGAAAAGAAAGAGAAAACUUUUUCAGGUCUAUCAACUUCGAAUAAAAGAUUUUUUUCCGGUUAGAAGGAAUGGGGAAUUGGAAUGUAUGCCAAAGAAGGAAGAGAGGAUCUCUGUGGAAUUGACCUAGUUCUUAUGGCGAGAAAAUUUUCCCUUGCAACCAUUGCUAAUUAAUGUAUUUUAGGUUGAGAUUCAGCUUACCUUCACCAUGAGGUAGGUAAAAGUGAGGUAGUAAUUAGUAGCAGGCUCUCCAAUGAACUUUGUCAAGGCAGAUCUUGGAAUAUGAAUCUCCCAGUUCUUCCUCAAAUGACCUCACAGAUACCAGAUCCCGUUUAUAUUUUGCUCUUCCCUUGAAUGGCUCUGGGGAAUGAUUGUAAUUGCAGUGUAGAAGUCUUUAGAUAUACAAAAACAUGUUAAUCUCUUUUAUUCUCCCCCUCCUUCCACCCCCACAACAUCAAGGCCAGACAAAUUAAAUCAUAUUGUUUGCACUUGCAAGCCUUUGCAAUAUUUGUUUUCCUAGGAAGUUUGUUCGGGUUUUUAGCACAUGUCCAAAGUUGCUUUUGUACAUUUGAAGAAAUGCUAUGGUUGAGUGGAAACAAAAUCCUUAAUAAAUGUCUGCAAAUUAUGCUGUGAAUAAUUCGUCAGCUUGCAAACACUUGGCAUAGCCUCUUGUAACAUUUAUGUUGAAUAGAUGAUUGACUUAAUUUUUUAAUGUAGAAGAUCAGUGAAUGACAGCUCAUCACUUCAGAUGUUUGGAAAACCCACUUAUUUUUGCCUGCUUUUUCUUCAUUUUGUUCUGCUGAUACUUAUGUAUUCUGGUAUUUGGGGGCUUGAUGUUACUAGUUUAUUUUUGCUGACUUUUAAUGGGUUUGUUGUACCGUAUUUUAUUUUAAUUACACGCCACCUUGGGAGGGGGGUUCCCUCCCUUUUCAAGCAGCUUAAAAUAGUUCAAAUGAAAUAAACUGCUUUUAUCAUAAUGAACAUUCAUUCUGAGUUUAAAUCUCCUGUUAAAAAGAAUUUCUGAGCCUUUUGAGCCUUUCCACGUGAAAUAUAUUCCUAUUAAGGUGAAGAAUUCAUUGUUCCUUUGCUUUUUCAUAGGUGGGUCACAGUUUCUGCUACUCGUUAUUUUUCUUGCAGUCCUGGAUGAAAUCUUUCAUUGUCAUCUAAUUUCAUAGCAAUACAGUAUCAUAGUUCAUUUUGCACUCCACUCCUUAUGGAGGCUGCUGCUCCUUAUUUCAGCUUAAAUGUUUUGAGCACAACAUUAUGGAAAGCAUGAACUUCGCAUCACAUGAAGUGUUGAAAGCUCAUGCCAGGGGGAAAAAAAUCAAGUCUCUGAGCAGAUAAAGUUCUGUUGUUUUGGACACUUCAUAUUGAUGGUAGUUUGUGGACAUUUUGGCACCCCCUAGCAUUAAACCAGGGACACGGGUGGCGCUGUGGGUUAAACCACAGAGCCUAGGACUUGCCGAUCAGAAGGUCGGCGGUUCGAAUCCCCGUAAUGGGGUGCGCUCCCGUUGCGCGGUCCCUGCUCCUGCCAACCUAGCAGUUCAAAAGCACCUCAAAGUGCAAGUAGAUUAAUAGGUACCACUCCGGUGGGAAGGUAAACGGUGUUUCCGUGCGCUGCUCUGGUUCGCUAGAAGCGGCUUAGUCAUGCUGGCCACAUGACCCGGAAGCUGUACGCCGGCUCCCUCAGCCAAUAAAGCGAGAUGAGCGCCGCAACCCCAGAGUCGGCUACGACUGGACCUAAUGGUCAGGGGUUCCUUUACCUUUACCUAGCAUUAAACCAACUGAUGCCUUUGGAUUUGCAGACCAGAUGUAUCUACACAAUUCCUGUUACUGCAGGACAUCGGAAACUACAUUAUACCAAGUCAGAUAUAUGGUCCAUGUAUCCCUUAGUACAGUAGUACCUCAGGUUAAGAACUUAAUUCGUUCUGGAGGUCUGUUCUUAACCUAAAACUGUUCUUAACCUGAGGUACCACUUUAGCUAAUGGGGCCUCUCACUGCCGCCGCACGAUUUCUGUUCUUAUCCUUAGGUAAAGUUCUUAACCCAAGGUACUGUUUCUGGGUUAGCGGAGUCUGUAACCUGAAGUGUCUGUAACCCGAGGUACCACUGUAUGGUGUACAGUCGUAAUUUGGAAGUCGAAUAGAAUCCAUUCUGGAAGUCCAUUCGACUUCCAAAACAUUCGAAAACUGAAAUGCGGCUUCUCAUUGGCUGGAGGAAGCUCCUGCAGCCAAUCGGAAGCCACGGAAGCCCCAUCAGACGUUUGGCUUCCAAAAACAGCCACUUCCGGGUUUGCAACGUUCGGAAGCCAAAACGUUCGGGAACUAAGCUAUUUGAAAACCAAGGUACGACUGUACAAGAUUUCUGUCUACAGAGUAUAAGAAUUAAACGUCUGAUGAUGGACAUUUAAAAAUGACCCAACUGCAUAUUUAACUGACCUAAUAUUCAGGAAAGAAAGAGAGAAGUUUUUCAGGUCUGUCAACUUCAAAUAAAAGUGUGGUUUUUUUUCCAGUUAGAAGGAAUGGGGAAUUGGAAUGUAUGCCAAAGAAGGUCUGUAACCUGAAGCGUCUGUAACCUGAAGCAUCUGUAACCCGAGGUACCACUGCAUUGCCCUAAUUGACUGGCAGGGUGUCAGACAGGGAUUACUCCCGGGCCUACCUAGAGAUCCCAGGGGUUGAAUCUUGGGGUUUCUGUAUGAGAAGCAAAUGUUCUGCCUUUGCGUUUCUCUGUGCAAGCAGACAGUGGGUUGUUGUUGUUGUUAAUUAUAUUUUUGGCAACAAUAGAUAUGUUUGUACUUCUUAGGAAGACAAAAAUAGCCCUUUCAGCGUAGAGUCAAGGAUGGAUAGGUACUGAUGAUGAACCCCAUGUGCAUAUAUUUCCAUGAACAUCAACAAGGCUAGUUAUGAGGGCUUUUUGUUUAAUUUAGUUAGAGACUUCACUGUAGAGCAGUGCACAAAAGUGUAAUUAAGCUUCUAUGCAUGGAGGAGAAAUAAAGCCCACUAUAUUCAGUGUGACUUAUUUAUAGCUAUAAUCCCUACCUGAGCAUAAACUAGAUUAAACAUGGCAUAGCUUCUUAUAAUAUAAAAUAGUACAUAUUAAAGUAUAACACGCACAUAUAUACAUAAAUGCUGCUUUUCUGAGCAAAUGCAAAAAUCUUUUAAAAGAUUUAUUUUUAAGUACAAAUUUUAAAGCUUUAGAAAUUUAACCCUGCCAUUCAAUCAAGUAAACAUGCGUAGGAUUGGACUGCUCAGUCUUUCUCAGCAAUAGUUUCUUUCGAUCACUGAUUUAUGCAUUGCAGAAUAUAAACACCUUUCCUCAAGGCUGCAUGCCUGCUGCAAGAAUGUAAUGUUUUCUCAGAAAACUCUUUUCUUCAUCCAGUUAGUUGUAAGGUGGGCAUGGUUCUUUCAACUAGGUCUAAGAGAUGUCUGGUUUUCAACAUUGUGAUAUAUACCAGCAAUAUACCAGUAUAUCAUGAAAUAAGGUUGUAACUAUGUACUUGGCGGGUCUAAAACUGAUACAUUUUUACUUAAUGUUUAACAUAUUGUUACAACUGUUAUUUUAUACUGUAGUACAGAGCAACGGGGGCUCCAGGAAUCAUGAGACAAGUGACGAAUGGCUUCACUGUUUUCCCCACAUCACGAUUUUUUACAUAGCGCACACACAGCGCGAUUUGCGAUAUAUAGCCAUAUCGAACAUUAUGAAUCCAUUACCACGACAUGGACUUCAAACCGAUUUUGGAUGAUGUAUUGAUACAUCACCCAGCCCUACUUCCAACCGGUGGCGUUGAAGAAACAGACCAUUUCCCCCCAUGUAAAUGUUGACAUAUAAACCAAACAGCAGUUGCACCGAGAGUGUCAAACAAACCACAAAUGCACUGUAAACUACUGCAGGCUCCCGGGUUUACAAAAUGGCUAGGGAUAGCACCCGAUCUUCACAUUUGAGGAAUAUCUUUAUUAGGGCCGACAACAGUGCAAGAAGCUUUCAGUAUUGUGACAGGUUUGCCACAUUUCUGAGACUUCAUUUGAUCCUCCCAAAUAAAGGUAAUACCCAAAGUUAGAGUUGGGGUUUUUUUUCUUGUGGACCAACUCGGCUCCCUCUUCCUUUUUAUGAACCCUGAUUGUUUGCGCAUUUACUUAGAAGGAUGCAGGUGUGGCACUGUGGGUUAAACCACAGAGCCCUAGGGCUUGCCGAUCAGAAGGUCGGCGGUUCUAAUCCCUGCGAUGGGGUGAGUUCCCAUUGCUCGGUCCCUGCUCCUGCCAGCCUAGCAGUUCAAAAGCAUGCCAGUGCAAGUAGAUAAAUAGGUACCGCUCCGGCGGGAAGGUAAACGGUGUUUCCAUGCGCUGCUCUGGUUCGCCAGAAGUGGCUUAGUCAUGCUGGCCACAUGACCCAGAAAAACUGUAUGUGGACAAACAUCGUCUCCCUCAGCCAGUAAAGCGAGAUGAGCGCUGCAACCCCAGAGUCGUCUGUGAUUGGACCUAACAGUCAGGGGUCUCUUUACCUUUAAAUCCUACUCAACUCUGUUAGCUUCCAAGGACGCAUACCUAGGGUAGGGUUGCAGAGUUCCUUGGAACACGCACCACCUGAGCUACCUGCAAGUAAGCCCUGCAAAGUAAUAAGGCCCCCAAGUUGCGAUAAUUCAGAUGUCGCAAUGCCAAUGCCAUUCCGUUUUAGCCAUUCUUUUCAACAGCGGCCUCUGAUUCAGUUUUUCCCUCUUACGUUCGCCUGAAUUCCCUCUUGGCAGGAGAUCCUCAGGUGGCUGGUAGAAGCAUCUUUCUUAAACGAUUUGUGCUGCCGUGGCGAAUUAACAUUUUGUAGGUACUAUGUACUAAUGUGUUCCUUGCUGAAUAUAUCCCUUCGUUGUUUACGUCUUUUCCACCUCGCUGACCUUAUUAUCAACAGAUCUUCCUCGGGCUAAUUACCCUGACGCUUUCUUUGGUGUUUCCUGUUUUGAGUUCCUGGUAUGUGCAGCUCGUUCAUUAUUCUUUUCAAACAGUCUCACUGUAUAAAACAUGUGUUAAUUAGGGGAGGCUAGCAAGUGCUGAAAUGUUGCGCUCUGCCUUAUUACUUCCCGAGGCUUCCUUGUUUAUGCAUGUUUCCCUAUGUCCCUAUGUAAAAGGGACGCGGGUGGCUAAGUGGUUUAGACUUGCUGAUCUGAAGGUUGGCAGUUCAAAUCCCCGCAACGGGGUGAGCUCCCAUUGCUCUGUCCCAGCUCCUGCCAACCUAGCAGUUCGAAAGCACACCAGUGCAAGUAGAUAAAUAGGUACCGCUCCGGCAGGAAGGUAAAUGGCAUUUCUGUGCGCUCUGGUUUCCAUCACAGUGUUCCAUUGUGCCAGAAGCAGUUUAGUCAUGCUUGCCACAUAACCCAGAAAGCUGUCUGUGGACAAACGUCGGCUCCCUCGGCCUGAAAGCGAGAUGAGCUCUCCACACCAUAGUUGCCUUUGAUGGGACUUACCCUAUUUUUUGCUCUAUAAGACUCACUUUUUCCCUCCUAAAAAGUAAGGGGAAAUGUGUGUGCGUCUUAUGGAGCGAAUGCAGGCUGCUCAGCUAUCCCAGAAGCCAGAACAGCAAGAGGGAUUGCUGCUUUCACUGCACAGCGAUCCCUCUUGCUGUUCUGGCUUUUGAGAUUCAGAAUAUUUUUUUUCUUGUUUUCCUCCUCCAAAAACUAGGUGUGUCUUGUGGUCUGGUGCGUCUUAUAGAGCGAAAAAUACGGUCCAGGGGUCCUUUACCUUUACCUUUUACCUAUGUCACACAACUAUGGGCUGUUUAUGUGACUUGCUGCAUCCGUUGGUAGGCUUUGCCUUGUAGUUCAAUACAGGUGGAAUUCCCUUUCUUCAUCCCAAGCAGUCCAUUCCCAAAGACCUCUGACAUUUUCCCCUGUGUGCUGUAUUCAUAGAUCUAUAAAUUGUGCAGUACAGUGGUACCUCAGAAGUCGAAUGGAAUCCGUUCCGGAAGUCCGUUCGACUUCCAGAACGUUCCGAAACCAAGGUAUGGCUUCCGAUUUGUUGCAGGAAGCUCCUGCAGCCAAUCGGAACCCACGGAAGCUGCUUUGGACGUUCAGGUUCUAAAGAAGGUUCGCAAACUGGAACAAUCACUUCUGGGUUUGUGGCUUUUGGGAGCCAAAACGUUUGACUCGCAAGGCGUUUGGGAUCCAAGGUACCUUUUACCAACCUGAUGUUUGAUGUCACAACUCCCACCAGCUGGUUUUAGAGAAAGCAUGAGGUAGCUUUGAAGAGACCCAGAGAAGAAAGGAAACAACUGUCACAAAAAUAAAAGGGGGAAAUAAUUUUUUGGUAUGGGCUUUUUAAACUCUCUUGUUUUCGUCAAUGCAGGCUAUUAAAACUAGACUUCAAACUUCAUUUUUAAAAGAUUUGAUUGCUGGUGGUAUGUGAAUAUACAGUGAAUUUGCUGAUAUGAUGUAGCAACAGAGAAUCGGUACUCUCUGCCCCCUGCCCAAUAUAGACUGAGCUUCAUCUCUUAGCAGUGGCCCAUCCUUUGCAUAGAGCUGUGAAAAUGUACACAUCACGUCACGUAUCCUGUCUUGCUGAAAGCAUUAAUCUUAUGCCCAGACACUCAUUAAAGCAUAGCCAAGGAAUCUGUUUGCCACUAAAAGCCUGGCUGGAAUCUUCAUGCACAGAAAGGAGUAUCACAAAAAAACCCCUACCUUACAACACAACACAAUAUAUGUUUACUAAGGAAGCAAGCUGAGUUCAGUGGAGUUUAUUCCCAGAUAAAUGUGCAUAGAUUUUUACCAGUGCUUUUUUCCUAGAAAAAUAGGUGCCGGUACUCACCGUGAAGUUGUUACAGUAAGUGCCACACGUUUUAACAACAACAAAAGAGGCGCCGGUACUGCAUGCCCCUGAGUAACCCCUGAAAAAACCACAAUAGUAAUGCCUUUUACCCUUACUGUCGUUGUCUUCUAUGUUAGCUGCCAAAUAACAGCCUGUAGAUGAUUCUGAUAGUGAUCAAAACUUCUCUCUCUCUCUGGCCUGUGGCAAAUGGACUAACUAGUUUUUGUAUUUUUCCUUUUUAUUUGCAAAAGGUUUUCUUUAUUUUCACUUGCAAUUUCCCCCCAAAAAAACAGCAAAUAUGGGCAGUACUAACAUAAAAGAAUUAAAGCCUCUGUAUCAAAUAAGCGGGACGCGGGUGGCGCCUAGGACUUGCCGAUCGCAUGGUCGGCGGUUUGAAUCCCCGCGGCGGGGUGAGCUCCCGUCGUUCAGUCCCAGCGCCUGCCAACCUAGCAGUUCGAAAGCACGUCAAAGUGCAAGUAGAUAAAUAGGUACCGCUUACCAGCGGGAAGGUAAACGGCGUUCCGUGUGCUGCGCUGGUGCAGGCUCGCCAGAGCAGCUUCGUCACGCUGGCCACGUGACCCGGAAGUGUCUGCAGACAGCGCUGGCUCCCGGCCUCUAGAGUGAGAUGAGCGCACAACCCUAGAGUCUGUCAAGACUGGCCCGUACGGGCAGGGGUACCUUUACCUUUAUCAAAUAAGCUGGAAACAAAAUUUGCAAUUGAGGCAAAUAAAAUAGGUGCUAUAAUAUUGUUACAUGCCACCCCCAAUCUGAGUGGGAGCGAGAUUCCAGGGUUUGCGUUCCUUUGGAAAACUAGGCACCACAGAGGCCACAGUGUCUUUGUUUUUAUUUAGUGUUCUUUUAUUAUGUAUUUUUUAUUGUAUUUUUAUGUUGUGAACCACCCUGAGAUCUGUGGGUGAAGGGUGGUAUGCAAAUUAAUAAUAAUAAUAAUAAUAAUGUGGUUUAUUUACAUAUAUACAACCUGAGCUUACUUAUGGAGGGGUUGCAGCAGCAGCACCCCAAAAUACAUCAGCUUAUUCCAUAGUAUCAUCAUCCCUCCUCUGCAGCCUCUCUCUGCUUCCUGGUUAGGUAAAGGUAAAGGGACCCCUGACCAUUAGGUCCAGUCGUGGCCGACUCUGUGGUUGCGGCGCUCAUCUCGCUUUAUUGGCCGAGGGAGCCAGCGUUUGUCCACAGACUGUUUUUCCGGGUCAUGUGGCCAGCAUGACUAAGCCACUUCUGGCGAAAGAGCAGCGCAUGGAAACACCAUUUACCUUCCCGCUGGAGCGGUACCUAUUUAUCUACUUGCACUUUGGCAUGCUUUCGAACUGCUAGGUUGGCAGGAGCAGGGACUGAGCAACGGGAGCUCACCUCAUCACAGGGAUUCGAACCGCCGACCUUCUGAUCGGCAAGUCCUAGGCUCUGUGGUUUAACCCACAGAGUUACUUCACCUUGGUUACUUCACUCUUAACACCAACCCCAUUGCUCCUAAGCUUUCCUUUUCUACCUGGGGAGAGGCCUCACAUUUGCAUUCUUACCCUAUGUCCUUUGAUCCUGUGUUGUAUUAAUGCAUAAUCCUUUGAUUCUCUGGACUCCCUAAUUAUUUAUCCCCCUAGGCGGUCACCUUACAAAGAAGUCUGUCAUACUUCCUUAACACUUGUUAAUUUGGCUAAGAUUACAGUGUGCAACAAACAACCCAAGAAGUGUGCUUAAGUUAAUUUACUCUUCACAGAUGCUAAUUCCAGGGGGUUAACAGCAGCUAACCCACAUCAUAAAUGCACAUCAGACUGGCUAUUACUGGUCCUAACAGUCUAAUUAAAUCCUAACAUUUCUUUAACCAAAUCAUUUAGCAUCUACAGAUUGAUAACAAUAAAGCAAGUUAUGGACUGAUGCAAAACACGUGUGUGUGUGUGUGUGUGUGUGUGUGUGUUGCAGCAGUCCGUGUGUGUGUGUGUGUGUGUGUGUGUGUGUGUGUGUAUAUAUAAUUGGUUAUAUAUAUAUAAUGGGAUAUAUAUAUAUAUAUAUAUAUAUAUAUAUAUAUAUAUUAUUGGUUUUUGCAUGUUUUCCAAACAUAACAUCCCAUCUUAUACAAUAUAACAAACCUUUGGCUAUCACAGUCUAGGAUUUCCGUCAACCUCGACUAAUGGUUUUCUAACUUUCUUUCUGAUUUUGCAUUUUAUUUUAAUAGUUAUUGCUAUAAAAUCCAAAUCUUAAAUAAACUCCUUCUUAGUUCUUUUUCGCAAUAAUUCAUAUAGUUCUCCUUACAAAACUUCUUGCAACCCUACAAGCGAUAUCAGUUGAUUACAAUUGUCUUUCAAAUACAGUCAUACCUUAGGUUAUGAAUGCUGUGGGUUGCGCGUUUUUGGGUUGUGGAGUGCGCCAAACCCGGAAGUACCGGAAUGGGUUACUUCUGAGUUUUGGUGCUCACACAUGCACGGAAGACCAAAGCGCGUCACUUGCAUGCGCAGACACAGCGCUGUGGGUUGCGAAAGUGCCUCCCGCAUGGAUCACGCUCGCAACCCGAGAUAUGACUGUAUAUCAUAAAUUUCUUCCAAUCUUUCAGGAAACUCUGGUUUUGCUGGUUCCGAAUUUUCCCAGUUAAUUUCUCCAACUCGGCAUAGUCCAUCAGUUUCAUCGGCCACUCUCUUUUUGUUGGUAGUUCUUGCUUCCAUCGCUGGGCUAAUAGUAUUCAUGCUGCAGUUGUCACAUAUAAAAAGUAUUUUUUUUAUCAUGCUUGUAAAUCUGUGUACCUACUAUACCAAGUAAAAGGUCUUCUGGGGUUUUUUUUGCAAAUGUAUAUUUCAGCAUUUUUAAAAUCUCAUUAUAAAUCAUUUCCCAGAACACUCCUAAUAAUGAAAGUGAACUGCAGAGUCAAGUCAGGGGUAGAAAUUACAUGGUUUAGCUAUGAGUAAAGCUGUGUUUUUAAAAAUAUAUCCUCUGUCUUCCUUGAUAUGAGGUGAGCAGUGGUGUGCAAAAUUGAAACUUCUGCUUGUGGCAAACAUCAUCUGGAAUUGUUAAUUGCAAGAAAUGAGCUGGCACUGUACUAGAUGAUGAAAAGCAUAGUAAAUUGGGCGCCCUUGCUUAUCUGCCUUUCUCCAUAAAAAAUGCAGGCUAGGAACGAGAAAGCGAAAACCUGAAAUUCUCUGUUUUCUGACAAAGUGAUGGGGCUGCACUAGGGAAUGGUAAAUCAGCCUAGCUCCAGUCCAUGUCAGGUUUGCAUACAUUCACUCAUGGAACUUGUUCUGUUUCACCAUUAAUCUGAUUUUUAAAAAAUGCACAUUUUAAAUAACCCUUAUUUCUAAAUGCAUUUUCUCUCAAAAUACACAUCUCUAAACACAUUUUGAUGUGUUUCUUUAGCAGAGAAAUACAUCACAAUGUUUAGAAACUGUGAAAGCUCGUGAAGAACCAAGCGCUAAUUGUUCAUUAGUCCAGAAGGCUAGAAUCAGGUUUGUUUCUGUUGGAAUUGUCAAAGAUCAAAUUCUUCAAGCAUUCCUAGUCUAUAUGCUGCCCACUGAAUGAGGUAUAGAAAUGAGAUUUCCUGAACCCUUUAGUCCCUAGCACAUGUCAGCUAGCCUUAUUCAUUUAUGUUAUGCAGGAGAAAGCUAUUGUCUAAACAGGAAGAAACUGUACAAUGCAGUGGGCAGUUUAGCAAACUAUUAGGUUUAUUCUGCUUAUGUGCUGGUAUGUAAACUGUGGAAUAAGCUCCUUAAAUAAAAAUACUUUUUUCAUUCACAGUCAAUAGCAUUUCAGGACGUUUUCAAACAUUAGAAUGGUAGUGGCAAGAGCAUAAUUCAGGCACAUGUGCCACAAUAAACUGGUCACAAUAAACUUCUCUUUUAUGUGACUUAAACCCAACUUUGUCAGGUACUUUCUCAAGCAGAACUUGGUGGCCAGCACCAUAGAAGGCAUUCAACUUCCUGGAAUAGUGCCUUCUGCCUUAACUGAAAACGAUUGGUACCCAGUCCAGUUGCUUCCCCUUCUCAAGUGAUGGCUGAUGGUCAAAGAACUCCUGACUGAUGCCAGAAGUGUCCCUGCGCAACAUCAGAUUGGUGUGUGUGCCUGUGCACUUCAGUAUUUUGCUCCCCGAUGGUCUCUCAGACCACUGGGAAAUGGAGACAGUGGCCAACGCUCUUGUGUUUACAUGGACACCAAGAGGAACGUUCCAGAAACUUGAAGAAGACCAAAAUUUCCUCAAAAUCAUCAGCCACAUGUUGUAGACCAGUGGCAUAGACCCAGGGCCAUCUUUACUCAGGGGUGCAAGGGAUGUGGUGCACCCGAGCGCCAAAUUCUGGGGGGCACCAAAUAUAUUCUGGGGGGAACCAGAUGUAUACCUCUUGUAUACCAGUCCCUCUCGAUCAAUGGCAGUGAAAAGCAAUGGAGCGAAAAUCCCCACCCCCUCCUCCAUCACUCUGUUACUCCGUAGCGUCAAAUAUUCCCGACAAGCCAGGAAACAAAAGGAGUUAUUUCCGUUGCGUCGUUGUUACAGGUGAGCAAUCUUCUUCCCCCCAAAAUGGUCAACAACUUUGGCUUUCCCCCUCCCCAAAAAACCUCAACAACUAAAAAAAAUCUGAGGGCGGCUAAACUAAAUUUGGGGGCACUGGGUGGAUCUUUGCACCCCGGCAGUGCGUAUACUAAAGACGGCCCUGCAUAGACCCACUCCUUCUAAGGCUUUGUGGGGGCUCCUCCUAGACCUAGACCUUCCUCAGCAUAGUUUGAGGUGGAGCAUGUGGGACAAGCAGAAAGUGUGUUUCCUCUGAGCAUGUUUGGAGUGUUAUUUUUAAUAAAUAGGUAGCAGCAACUCAUAGCUCAAAAUCUUCUUCUUUGGCGAUCACUCGUAGUCGAGUAAGAUUGUCUUCCAUGAACACAGUCUUAACAGUGAGUCCAUGAGUGACUGUGGAGGCCAAUUCUGGAUCCACACGUCCUUCCACAGUGGGGACAUAGGUUUCUGGACAGGAGUUGAUCACAGUGAGCGUUCGCCAAACAUGCCUUCCUCUUAGUAUGUUUCUCCCUUUCAUCCUAAGUUCGAGCAUCUUCAAAGUCCAUGACACCUUUGGGCUCAAAAUACCUUUACACUGGCAGUGGGGCCAAGGACAUACAAAAGGAGAGGCCAAUGGGCAUGAUUCCUGUUCCUCUUAAUGCGUGUUAGGAAUAUGCCAUGAAAAUAAAGUCUGAACAGAGAGUCUAGAGAUCAUUAUACUCAACAUUCAGAACCCACAUUUCUUGAAUUCAGGGUAAGGUCACGACCAUGGUAUAUUUAUCUUUAAUUCUGUUUCUAAGUGUGUAAGGGAAGGACAGGAUAGAAGAAGAAGAAAAGGGAGGCAAAGAAAUUGAAUGGCAGAAAUUCUGAACUUUUAGAAACGGAAUAGCAAUUAAUUUUCAAAAAGUCCUUUUGUGAUCUGGAAUGCUUUCCUUUAUGGCUGUUCAUUAUUUUUAAUGGCUGUUUCUUAUAUGAAAAUCAGGCUUUCACUUAAAUCUACUUAUUUUUAUUUAAUUGGCACUUUGAAGGACAAAACAUGUUGAAGGAAAGAGGCUACUUCCUGCCUCGCUCCAAUUCUUUAGAAUGCGAGGGUUGGGGGCACUUGCACAGUCAAACAAUGAAGUAAUAUUUACUCAAUAAUUUUGACUCGAGAGGAGGGAAAGCAGAGUUAAAUUCAUUUUUAGCAUGUCGUGCACCCAUCAAUUGGAGAGUGCUGAUUCACUUACACACAGAGUAUAAUUAAGUAAGUCUUUAAUCUGGAAUAAGGAGCAAUGCAUUCAAUGACUGUGAAAUCAUAGCAUAAUUAUGGCUAUAAAUGUUCAUGUGGCUCUCCUUAGCAUUUUAUAAUUCCAUAAUUGUUAAGAGUCAACGGUUCAUAGUGUGAGGUCCUUAACUCUAUCCGGCCAUUAGCCCUUUCAGACGCUAGGAAAAACCGUCGUAAGUAAAGAAGAAUUUACAGAAGACAACCCGGCAGAUUCCCCAGAGUCCACAAGUCUCCUUUCUAAAUGUGACUCCUGAUACCAGGGGUACCAGGGGCUAUUUCAUUAGAUAACAAUGGUAUUACAUAAUUUGAAGGUGAGGUUUACUGUUCAAUGAUGACAUCUCUAUUAUUCAUUGAAUCAGUGAUCUUUUGAACUUCUUUCUUUCUGCCUAAUCUGCUGUUCACUUCUAAAAAUUAUUUUCUCCUAUUCCAUUAGUGUUCCGUCCUUCAAGGUGUUUUGGUCAUUCAUUAGGAAUUGAUGGCACUCUGUGCGUUGCCAGGUGCCACUCAGAACUGAGGCACUAGCAAGCUAGCAAGACACUAACAUCCCUUUGCACAGCAUAUGAAGAAGGAGGGAAGCGUGAACCCUUCUUGUUAAAGUUCUAGUUUUCUAUGCAUUUCACUAUCUUCGUUGUCCUUUUGUGUUACAGAAGCCAGACUGGCCUCAACCGGGUGUCAAACAUUUAGUGUUGCCAGUAGGGCUGAGUGAUGUCUGGUUUUCAACAUCAUCAUGUCGAACCAGCUGAACAUCGUAAUAUACAGUGGUACCUUGGUUGUCAAACUUAAUCCAUUCCAGGAGUCCCUUUGGCUCCUGGAACCGUUUGAAAACCAAGGUGCGGUUUCCGAUUGGCUGCAGGAGCUGCCUGCCCUCAGUUGGAAGCCGUGUCAGACAUUCAGCUUCCAAAGAACAUUUGCAAACCAGAACACUCACUUCCGGGUUUGCAGCGCUUUGGAGUUGAUUUGUUCAGGAGCCAAGCCGUUCGACAACCAAGGUACCGCUGUACCGAUAUAUCACAAAGUCUGAAAUAAGGAUGUAACUGCAUAGAGGCGAACAGGGCAAUGUUUUGGCAACUGUUACUAUUUAAGUAACAGUUAAAUUGAGUCUGACCAAACUGCAGGAGGCAGUGGAAGACCGGAGUGCCUGGCGUGCUCUGGUCCAUGGGGUCACGAAGAGUCGGUCACGACUAAACAACAACAACACACUAUUUAAAACUGAUGAGUUUCUACUUACCUUUAGUAGAUUAAGACAACUGUUAUUUUAUAGUACAGAGCAACAGGGGCAGGUGUCAUGAGAGAAGUAAUGAUUGGCUUCACAGUUGCCCCACAUCACAAUUUUUUGCAUAGCACACACACACAUCGUGAUUCACGAUCUAUCGCCAUGUCGAAAAUUAUUCAAACUGCUUUUUGACGAUGUAUCAAUACAUCGCCCAGCACUAGUUGCCAGAGCAUGGAACACUCCUCCACUGGAGAUUUGAACACUACAAUCUUCAUCGGAGGCCCGUCUUUGGGUUCCCCCUCCACAAGAGGGUGGCAACACAAGAACGGGGACUUUUCCAUGGUGGCUCCCCAUUUAUGGAAUGCUUUCCCCCAGGGAGGCUCACCUGGAGCCAUUGUUACAUAUCUUUAGGUGCUAAGCAAAAACAUCCCUCUAUAACCAGAUGUGGUGUUCGUUCAGAGCCCCCGGUCGUUUCACAGGCUAUUGACCUGUACACCACUGCUUUAUUCUUCCGCUGCCACCAACCAGGUUUCUUCUGGUGAAAUACUGAGUCUCAGUCAGGUUGUAAGUCAACAACGAAGAUUAAAGUUUAUUGAAGAACAAACAAGUUUUAAGUAUGUUCAGAACGAGUUUCUCAAAUGUGCGCCCUUAACUAGAUGUGGCACUAUCUCACACUGUCACACUCUUUUCUCUCAGUUCUAUCCCUGUCUCUCACUCUACUGUCACAACCACUAUGUUCGACUUUUACUGCCUCUGUCUCACUCCUCUAUCUCUCCAUGGUUAAACCCCUGGGCUGAGCCUCAAAACCAGGUAGGCUCCACCUCUGAGCUUUCUCAUUGGUCAGUCUCCAUUAACCAUUUCCAUCCCCCUGUACAAACAUAAUCACAAGGAAUGGGCAAACGCCACACCAGGCCUUUAACUAUCUGUGGCCUUUUAGAAGUAGGUGGGAUGUUUUUAAUGUAUUUCUUUUUCCUCCUGGUUUUGAUGUCUCUGUGGGGGAAGUACGUUGUCUUGUUGGUUGGUUGGUUGGUUGGUUGUAAGUUGUUUUGGGUUGCCCUGGGCGAGAUAAAGCGACUAAGAAAUACAAAAUAAAUAAUAAUUCAGCAGGAAUCUUCGCUCUCCACCUUCAGGCAUCUCUUGAAGACUUUUUUUAUACCUUUAGAGGUUGUGUGUGUGUGUUUGAUUAGCCAUUUGCCUUAAUGAUUAUUUCCUUUUUUAUUUUUUAAGUUGUGUCUUUGGUGUAAUGUUAUCGGAAACAAAAUUUACAAGGUUAGGUAGUGGAAUUGGCACUUUGAUAGCAAUUAAAAAGCUGGGUAUCUGGCAGUGAAGUUGGAAAUUCAGCUUUUGAUGAACCUGAUUACAUGGAUUCAGCUAAAUAGCCUCUAGUGCUCUUGUUGUACAUGAAAUAGAGCCCUUUUAUUACACUUAUGUGUGUGCUCACAGACCAUUACAAUUCUUAUUAUUUCUCCCUGGUAAAUGGUAGCCGAAUAACAACUCAGUAAACAUAGUUGGUUUUUUCCAUUGGUAACAAUAAAAUACUUAAUAGUUCAUAUUGUUCCUGUUUUUCAUAAAUGCACUUGAUACAGUGGUUCAUCUUGCUUUGUACAGAGGUUCCAUCUUAGAUUUUUGUUUCUUUAAAUAUAGAAUGUUAAAUAUAUUAUAUGCAUACAUAUCAGUAGCGUUUAAAAAGAAGCUUAGGCUGAACUGUGGACCACAGUGGGAGAACAGCAUGGAUUCCUUUCAUGAUACAAAAUUAACCAUGCAAAUGUCCCAAGAGCCAGUCUGAUGAGCAGUGCAAUUUGUGAACUCCCACACUGUGUCUUAAAGGACCAUGCAUGGGGACAAAGGCCCUCUUAGUCACCAGGCAGAGGGCCUUCUCGGUAGUGGCGCCCGCCCUGUGGAACGCCCUCCCAUCAGAUGUCAAAGAAAUAGACAACUAUCUGACAUUUAGAAGAUAUCUGAAGGCAGCCCUGUUUAGGGAAGUUUUUAAUAACUGAUGUUUUAAUGUAUUUUUAAUCUUUUGUUGGAAGCCUCCCAGAAUGGUUGGGGAAACCCAGCCGGAUGAGCAGGGUAGAAAUAAAUUAUUAUUAUUAUUAUUAUUAUUAUUAUUAUUAUUACUACUACUACUACUACUACUACUAUGUGUGGUUCAGCUGUAUUCUACAAUUUGGAAGAAGAGUUUGAAGAAGAGUUUGGAUUUGAUAUCCCGCUUUAUCACUACCCUAAGGAGUCUCAAAGCGGCUAACAUUCUCCUUUCCCUUCCUCCCCCACAACAAACACUCUGUGAGCUGAGUGGGGCUGAGAGACUUCAGAGAAGUGUGACUGGCCCAAGAUCACCCAGCAGCUGCAUGUGGAGGAGCGGGGAAGCGAACCCAGUUCACCAGAUUACGAGUCUACUGCUCUUAACCACUACACCACACUUGGAGUGAGCAAGGCCUAAGUAUUAAGACUUUGUGAGGCCAAGUAUUCCACAGUCUUAUGCCUCUUUCCCCAUGCAACAAGGGCAGUUGCAGGCAGGAGUGCCUGGCGUGCUCUGGUCCAUGGGGUCACGAAGAGUCGGACACGACUAAACAACAAGAAGAAGCAUCCACAAUUAUAGCUCUGUAUAGCUUUGUUUGCUCCUUGUUUCUGCACCGCGGUUUAUUGUGCCAGAGCACGUUGAUAUUCUUAAAAGACCAUGAUGAAAUAAGAGCUACAAGCAGUUCAUGCAGUAGCAGGGUGAUAAAACCUACCACCAAAGAGUGGCAAAAAUGAAGGAGAUAACUCCCAUUCUAUAGCAGAAGGAAUAUAUAUAAAAAUGAUACAGUCAAACCUUGGUUCCCAAACGCCUCCGUUUUGGAACGUUUUGGCUCCCAAACACCGAAAACCCGAAAGUAACUGCUCAGUUUUCAAACGAUUUUCGGAAGCCAAACGGCUUCUGAUCCUCGUUUUUCAUUUCAUUUUCCCCCUCCCCCAUUGACUUUGCAGCCAACCCAUUGAUCCUCAAUUUUUGAACUUUCUGUAAGCCGAACAGUCUUCUGGAACGGAUUAAGUUCCAAAACCGAGGUUCCACUAUACCAUGGGUAGGUAAACUAAGGCCCAGGGUCCGGAUCCGGCCCAAUCGCCUUCUAAAUCCGGCCCGCGGAAUUAGUGUGUUUUUACAUGAGUAGAAUGUGUGGUUUUAUUUUAAGUGCAUCUCUGGGUUAUUUGUGGGGCAUAGGAAUUCAUUCAUAUAUAUUUUUCAAAAUAUAGUCUGGCCCCCACAAGGUCUGAGGGACAGUGCACCAGCCCCCUGCUGAAAAAGUUUGCUCUUUACCAUUAAGCCUCAAGAUAGCCCUUCCUUGGCUUUACUUCACUGCAUAGCAGCUAAGUACAGGCACCCCCAAUAUUUAUGGUGAAAGAGCCCCCAAAGUUUUGCGGUGGCCACACAUGCCUACCACGAGGCGUGCUGAUGUCAUAGGUGCAUGCCAAUUCCACUGGACCCCAGGCCCCUUCAGUCUCAGGGGCAAGGCAGCAGCCCUGCUUCAGCGCAUGUCUGCUUCACUGCUUUUCUUGUGUGUGUAUGUAUUUGCAUUUUCAUUAUGCACAAACAAACUAGGUAAAGAUAAAGGGACCCCUGACCAUUAGGUCUAGUCAUGACCGACUCUGGGGUUGCGGCGCUUAUCUCACUUUAUUGGCCGAGGGAGCCGGCAUACAGCUUCCGGGUCAUGUGGCCAGCAUGACUAAGCCGCUUCUGGUGAACCAGAGCAGCACACGGAAAUGCCGUUUACCUUCCCGCCAGAGCGGUACCUAUUUAUCUACUUGCACUUGACGUGCUUUCGAACUGCUAGGUUGGCAGGAGCAGGGACCGAAUAACAGGAGCUCACCCUGUCGCAGGGAUUCGAACCGCCGACCUUCUGAUCAGCAAGUCCUAGGCUCUGUGGUUUAACCCACAGUGCCACCUGCGCCCCUAACUAACAAACAAACUAAACAAACAUAAAAAUGUACCAGCAUCCCAGGGAGGAGGGACUUCCCUGCUAUGAGCACACAGUACAGUGCAAUACACUUCUGGAAUUGUUCCUCUUUUGAUCAUUAACCGAGGUGUGUGCCCGUGUGGGUGUAUAUGAAUGAGAAUUUACUAGAAUGCACCAGUUUAGGUUCUGAAUUGUUGGUUUUGAAUUUCUUCCAAAUAUCUAAGGGUUCCAAGCUGAGACGUCAAGCACAAAUCCUUUGUAAACUGAUUCAAGAUUUAUUUAUUUAUUUGUGUAAAUGAAAUACUUACUUUGCAGUUUUUCAAAAUACCGCAAAGCACUCCCCAAAGUAGAAUGGAUUAUCUAUUUAAAAAUUAAAUAAAUGAAUUGGGGGCAUGGAUUCUCCCCAAGCCUCCAUUUUGAUGUUCUUAACUGGUCUCUGUACAGUGUGUAUGUGUGUUACCUCUCCUAUUAGCUGCUUUCUAACUGGUAAUUGGGGACCACAUACCAUUCUUUUAUUAUUCCCUUUUCUGAAAUUAUAUCUUCUGUGGUUGUUUGUUUUGCAAUUUGCUUCCUAAGAGGGUAUUGGAUUUAAUUGCAUGGCUGUGAUUGUUACUAGCUGUUCAGUUCCAGAUACUUCCUGUGGAGAUUUGUAUGCCAAGGCAGCAAUGGUCUCUCUUGUCAUCUCCUGCCUUAGACAAUGGCUACAAAUCUUAUAAUUGCAUCCUUCUAAGUUAUGUUUUGCCAGGGACUAUUACGGUGGCUUGAAAUAUUGCAUUCCUAAUUGUACUUGUUGGUGGUUUAGCCUUUCUGCUUUUCUUUAAAAUUUCAGAAGUGUUCAAUAUUGUGACUAUCUAUGUUCCUAGGGACGCGGGUGGCGCUGUGGGUAAAACCUCAGCGCCUAGGACUUGCCGAUCGCAUGGUCGGCGGUUCGAAUCCCCGCGGCGGGGUGAGCUCCCAUCGUUCGGUCCCAGCUCCUGCCCACCUAGCAGUUCGAAAGCACCCUUAAGUGCAAGUAGAUAAAUAGGUACCGCUUUAUAGCGGGAAGGUAAACGGUGUUUUCGUGUGCUGCUCUGGUGCCGGUUCGCCGGAGCAGCUUCGUCACGCUGGCCACGUGACCCGGAAGUGUCUGUGGACAGCGCUGGCUCCCGGCCUCUAGAGUGAGAUGAGCGCACAACCCUAGAGUCUGUCAAGACUGGCCCGUACGGGCAGGGGCACCUUUACCUUUUAUCUAUGUUCCUAUUGCCACACUUCUUAAUGAUGCAAUAUAUGCAGUGCUUUUUUUCUUUAAAAAUGUUUAGGGGUACUCUCAUUUUCCUACUCAUAUUGAAAUACUGCCCCUCAAUGAGGCCAAACUUAGAUUCACAAAAUGUUUAGGGGUAUGCGUACCCCUGCAUCCCCCCAGAAAAAAAGCACUGAAUAUAUGUCUCGAAUAUAUUAUCUGGUCCUCUUUUGUUUUAGCGCAUUUGUCUCAUUUGGUUCUAUUGUUCCCUUUAACAAUAUGAUCUGCUCUCAUGCCUGCAUAGAUUAUCUUCAUUCAAGUGACUUCUGAUGAUGUUCUUUAAUAGAACAAAACAUUCCGAUUUAGUUGUCUUAAUCACUUUAGCAGUGAUACUUUUAACUAGGGAUGUAAUAAGUAAAAACAUUCUUAGUGAUUUUUCCCAAUCCCUUAAUGUUCUUUCUCUGUUUGCAUUUUUCAGUCAUGGAGUUACUACACAACAAUGUUUUCUCCUUUAAUACAUACACACAAAUUUUAUAUUUAUGUCAUAUUAUAUGUUUCCACAAAAUGCAAUUGGUUGCCUUAGCAGGAUAGAGCUAUAGGUAGCAGCUUUGUUCAGUUUUAACUCGGAGUUGGUAUUUUAGGCUGCAUUUCUGUACUUCCUUACCUGCGAGUAAGCCUCCUCGAAUUCUGAAGAUAUGUGUAAGAGCUAUAUAGCAACUAGAUGAGUGUUUGUGGUUGUAUUCAUGCAUGUAUUUACACACAAACACAUGUAUGUGUGUGUGCUAGUUUGCAGAAGAGUGUGUUUCCAUCAUGUUAUGUUCUUCAAGCCCCAUGUUGGCCAAAAGAUUGUUGCAUUGCAGGGCAUGGGGAAGAUAACCCUCAUGAUCCCUUCCAACUUUACAAUUCAAGGACACAAAUGUCGGUUGCCAUCUGUGGAAGUGGCAACCAUUUUGUGAGACAAUGCUCCUUGGAAAAAAUACGGCCUAGAACUUUUAUAGUGACUCACAGAACUUGUAAUAUUUUUUUCAGUUUACCACCUGUGUUUUCAAGUACAAAUUACUCUUUUACCCAUUUGCCUCUACAUAACCUUGCCAAUAUUUUGCCCAUCUCUGCAACUUCCUUGCUGGCCACAGUUGCCAACGUUGGCUCUUUUCUGGUACAUUCUUCAUAUAUCAUUUUAUGAUUGGCUGGCUUUAGCCAACCCUGUCUGUGGCUGGGAGUGCUUUUUAUUUUCUUUAGGGAUUUUUGAAUUUUCUUUAGGGUUUUUGAAAUGCAUGGUUAAGAAAACAACACUUUCUCUACAGUGAGGGAUUUUAAAAAAUAAAACAACAAUGACAGCAUAAAAGCACUGUUUUUAUCCUAUCAGGAUAGCUCCUCACUUUGUGUUAAGACAGACCAUUCAGGAAGAUACAGGUUCAAGUGUAGAAAUGUUUUGUUCAGAGAAGUAUAUGGCUCCUUGGUCGUGAAUUUAUGGGUUUAUAUAGUAUUGUGGAUUGUUGCUAAAUGUAGCAGAUGGUGAUUAAUGGCUUCCCUGUGCAUGUUCCUCAGCCAGCUUCUGCUGUUUAUAAUAGAACUGAUUUGGAAAGACUAUAGGGGUAAUUCAGAAUCUCUGAUGUUUGGUUACUAAAGGCUUAAAGGUUUGAUGCCUUUGAAAUGUUGUUUUUCAGUGAGGAGAACUAUGACUUUGGUAAACUUUUUAAAGACUUUAUAGAAAGCUUUCUUUAAAAGGUUAUUGUCACAAUUUUAGCUUAGGACAUAUUCUUGAGAUAUUCCUGAAUUAUGGAAACGGAAAAUCAUCAAAUGAGAUGAAUUCAUAAGAUUCUGGGUCUUACGAAUCAUUUGCAAGGAAGUCUUGCAAUGAGGUUCAAGAUCUCCAUAUACUUUUCCUUUUUUUAUUCCCCCCACCCAAAAAAAAAGUACGCCUAAGAGAUGAAACUGGGGAACAAGAAUGGAUAAAUUAUUGUUCUCGGUACGACAACAGUUUUACCCCUGUUUCGUUAUGUAAUGCUUAAUGUAUGAAUGCAAGAAUCAAAUCAUAAGAACUCUGUUUAAAAGUGAAUUUACUCCUCACAGGGCUACAGAAAUAUUUUGCUUCAUUGUUGAAAAUUUGCAAACGCACAUUGUAAAUGCACCCUUAGUUUCUUCAGCAUUCAACUUGCUAUUUUCAGUAUCCUUUUCAAGGCUGUUUUCUCUUACUAUCAAGUUCUGGAAAGUCAUUGCCAAAAUUUGCAUUUCACUUAAGAUCCCCACUAGAAACCGCUCAUUGCUUAGAGAUAUCUUAUGGACUAGCACUAUACAUUUUGUUAAUCAAAAUCAGUUUUCAUUGCUUCAAUUUGUCUGCAGGGGUAUUCAUCCUUCCACAUUUCCUCACUCUAAAAAUAUUUAGAACUGUUCCACCCCAUCACCUCCUUUACCAUCAUCAUUAUUAGCAACAGGGAUAAGGCACAGUCGAUUUUUGUUUGGCUUGAUUGCUUUGUUAAGUUCCAUAUUAUGAAAUUAGAAGGAAGAGAAGAGUAGUUUUUUAACAUUAAAUAAACAUUUUUGCGCAACCUUUUCUACAAUCAUUUUCUUUCUUUUUGUCCCCAAGACCUCUCGCCCAUAAGAUAUGAGAUGGCACCAUGUGAUUCAUUCAGCAAGAUCUCUUUCUACCUCUUUGUCAGAAAAAAGCAGCACCCUAUGAGGAUAUCAUCAGAUAGGAGGCUACCUGGCAACCUUCCAAGGCUUCUCACCAAAACAUCAAAGCUACGAUAAGUUGGCAGGUUCUUCAGAUUUCUUUUAUUACACACUGUGUCUCUGAAUUUCCUCAACCCCAACUCUAAUUUUUGAAAAGAUUAUUUAGAUGGCAUAGCAGCUACUUCCCAAAACUCAGAACUCAGGGGGGUUUUUUUAACAUGAGAACCAAUAGUUUGAAUUCAGCCCCCCAUGCAUACAUCACUGUUAAUUUUAUUUAUGUUGUUAUUUGUCAUAUUUGUAAAACUAUUUUAGAGCUCAGCUGAGCCAGAACUUUGAUGGAGAUGAAUUUUCAGCUCAAAAUGGUCGAGAGGGAGUCAUAUGGGGAAGUCAUAAAAAUGGUUUCACACAAUUUUCCCCCCUCACCUUUUCCACUGCCACCGCUACCUGGUGGGAAAACAAUUGUGCUCCUUAUUGGUGCAUGCCAUUGUCAUGAAGCCAGAUCUGAGUUAAGGGUAAAUACUUCCUGCUCUCUCUGGUGUCUUCUGAGUAGAACGGUAGUGAGAAGUGUGAAUGGCACCAAUGGUAAAUGUAUGCUUGUGCUUGAUCUCUGCUCCCAUACCCCAACCGCUGAAAAGAGUCCCCAACUUUUCAGUCUUAGUCAUAGUGGUGACAUUUCCACUAGGAAGAAAGGUUGCAACAUUUGGGCCUUUCUAGUUCAUUCAACUCUGGCUCUGGCCUGGUGGAACGCUCUGCCACAUGAGACCAGGGCCCUGCAGGAUCUGAUUUCUUUCCGCAGGGCCUGUAAGACAGAGUUGUUCCACCUGGCCUUUGGCUUGGAGCCAAUUUGAUUCCCUCUCUCUCUUUCUUUCUUUUUUCUUUUCCUUCUCCUGCAAUGAGGCUACAUUUUAAUAUUUUAAUGUUUCAAUAUUUUAAUGUUGUAUUUUAAUUUUGUUUUUAAGUUGUAAUCAUUCAACUUGUUUUUAUUAUUGCUUGUAAGCCGCCCGAGCCUGGCCUUGUCUGGGGAGGGCGGGGUAUAAAUAAAAAUUAUUAUUAUUAUUCGUUUACCAAUAAUGCAAUUAAGGAGGGGCAUGACACAGGGCACAAGGAGAAGGGGACGACAGAGGACCAGAUGGUUGGACAGUGUUCUCGAAGCUACCAACAUGAGUUUGACCAAACUGUGGGAGGCAGUGGAAGACAGGAGUGCCUGGUGUGCUCUGGUCCAUGGAGUCACGAAGAGUCGGACACAACUAAAUGACUAAACAACAACAACAUGACACAGGUGUAUACAAUUUUGCACGAUGUGGAGGAAGUGGAUAGAAACACACACACCCCCACAUACCCCAUAAUACUAGAACUCAGAGCCAUCCAACGAAUCUGAAUGUUGCAGAAUUCAGGUUCGGCAAAAGUAAGUACGGCUUCACACAGUGCAUAGUUUAACUAUGCCAUGUUCUCCCACAAAAUGUAGUAAUGGCCACCAACUUUAAAACAGAAUUAGACAAAUUUGCAGAGAAUAAGGAUAUUGUUGGCUGUGUUCCACCUCUGAUGUUCCACCUCUGAAUAUCAGAUGCUGGGAAUCACAAGUGGGGAGACCACUGUUGUGGCCAGGUCUUGCUUAAAGGCGUCUGGUUGGCUACUAUAAGAAUAGGAUUCUGGAUCCUGAUCCAUCAGGCUUUUUCCUAUCUUCUUAUGUUGGGUGGUCUGUUUUGGCUGAGCCCUAGCAAGUAUCUCAACAUCCCUCCAAGGAGCUCAGGGCUGCUUCCUUGUGAUUUUCCUAUCUUAGAAAAACCAUGUGACAUAGGUUGGGAUAAACCAAGAUCCAUCACAUUUAUAUCCAGCACUAUCUGAUACAGUGGUACCUCGGUUUAAGAACAGCCCUGUUUAUGAACUAUUCGGUUUAUGAACUCCACAAAACCAGAAGUAGUGUCCCAGUUUGUGAACUUUACCUCGAUCUAAAGAAUGGAAGCUGAAUGGUGGAAGGGCACCAGCUGCGGGAGGCCUCAUUAGGGAAAGCAUGCCUCGGUUUAAGAACGGACUUCCAGAACAGAUUAAGUUCGUAAACCAAGGUACCACUGUAUUCCAUAAAAGCUCUCAUGCAGUUGUUCCAAACUAGUACUAGGAUUCAGUAUGCAGAAAGCAGAACAAAACCCAUUCAGUACCGAGAUUUGUUUAAGCCCUAUUGAUGAGAUUCUGAAAUUUCUGCACCCAAAUUCAGAUGGACAAUCACUAAUGUGACCCCAUCUGUGUGAUAACCUACAUCUAUGGAUUUAUAGCCACAUGUACUUUGUGAAAUUUUGAGACAGUGAUUACACCACUGAAACGCCCACAUGGAACCUUCAGUAUUGGAAUGAGUUGAGUCCCUCAAGGCAAUGGCUUCCUGAAGUAUAGAGUCAUUCUUUUGUGACAUCUAGUUGACUUUAGCACAUCAAUGGACUUAUGGUAGGAAACAAUGGAAGCUCAAGGAUUGGGGCCAAACUACAUGUGAUUUGGAACUCCAUGUUCAGACGUCUUGGGAAGAUUUGUCUUUUUGCCCAAGCUUUCUCCAACCCAUAAGACUGGACAAUUUUUUUUACAUGUUUUCUCUGAAUUUUUGUUUUAUUUGCUUUUAUAUUGCUUGUUUACUGGUUUUAGGUUAUAGGGGUUUGGGUUUUUUUAGUGUUUUAAUGAUAUUCUGUUUGUUUGUUUGUUUGUUUGCUUGCUUGACUGUACACCAUUUAGAGAUUUUUGAAAUAUUAAGCACUAAGUAAAUGCCUAAAUAAAUAAAUAAAUGUUACAUUUCCUUGAUUUUUUUUUAAUUAAAAAGAAAAGCAGUCAGGCGCCAAAACACACACACAAAACUCAUGAUUUUUCUGUUGAGGUGCUUCCACAAAACUAAGUUGUGCAUGGUUGGUAUUUAUUUAAAAAUGGCCUUCUACUAACUUAUAUUGUAGCAGGGAUUUCAGAAUAGAAAUGCUUUACCUUGCAACACCUUCAUGGGGGGGGGGAAUCAAAUUGCUAAUACCUCCAUAUUAUAUAGCAUUUUAGGUGUGCAAGUUGGGUUUGUUCCAUUUCUCUUCUUCUAUAACUGCUCUUUAAGUUGGGUCGUUAUUGUUCCCAUUUUACAGAUGGGAAGCAAAGACUAAAAUGUUGGGAGUUGCCAAAAUUCACAAUAUCUAUAGCUAAAUUCUUAGAGAUUUCUCAUUUGCUCGUCCCUCACUUUAUAUCCAGUAUACUGCACCCAGUCCUUAAUUAAGAGAACAGAUGAUAUGUAAAUUAUCCCCAAAUUUAGGAAUCAAAAUUGAAGAUGAUUCACACAGCUUACAUUCUAGGAAUUCAAUUAGCAGUAACUUCCCUUUGUGUAUAAAAUAAGAAUAAUUUAUAUGUAAAUAUAGCUUGGAAGGUGGACAAAUCUCUCAGCUUCUGCAUAAAAGAAAAUGUCUGUAUAUAAAGAACCUGCUUUGAUUUAUAAAACUGGACUGUAGUUCAUACUUAAAGGACAAUAAGGCAAUUGUGUCACAAAAUAUUGUAUGUUAACAUUUCACUGUCUGCUCUCCUGUUCUGUUCAAAUUUAAUUAAGGGGAGACCAUUUGAAUAUUUUCAUUUUUCUUCAGAGAGUUCAAAGACAAAAAUACAUUCAUUUGUUUUCAUUGUUACACUUAGAUACUGUAAAAUUGUAGAGAGCUUUUUAAUUAUUACAGUGGAGUGUAUGCCAUCAUUUCUGUUAUAGUGCUAGUGAUAAUUUAAAAUAAAAUAUAUUAUUGUUUAAGAUCUUUUAUUUCCAGUGUCCCUGCCACAAACAUGUAGCAAAAUUCCUUUUCAUGCAGGUAGAUUGAAAUAUUCCAAAGGAAAAGGAAACUGGGCAAGAAAGCUUGUAUUUGUGCCAUGAAAUCCAGCAAUAUUUUGGUUUGCCUUGAAAAGGAGUGUGUUCUUCUUGUGAGAAUGUGUCCUCCUUUAAAUAGUUUUAUUUGAAUUGAAAGCUAUACGGAAUACUUUGUUGCAAGGCCAUUAACCACAAAAAUGCUUGCCUAAUUUGUUACUGCUGCUGGAGACCCACUGUAAAUCUUAUUAAUGUGUCUGCUACUGUAAAAGGAAGAAAGUAAUUAAGUUUUAUUACUAUUGUUCUAGAAAACCUCUGUUUUUUUAAAAAAGAAAAGGGGGAAAAACAAUGUCCCUCAAGAAUGGUAAUAUUAGAUGGGAUGACGUCUGUACUCUGAAGGAAAUACAUAUGAAACUCACGUUGGCACUGUGCGUUAAUAAAAUAAUAGACUAUCCCAUUGAAUUUUUCAAUUAAGACUAUAUUCCAUUCAUCAGGGAUGGGGAACUUAGAACUCUUUAGGUGUGUUGGACUCCCAUCAUGCCUGAACACUGCAGAUGAUGGGAGUUGGAGUACAGCAACGUACCUGGGAAUAAGUCCUACUGAACCUCAUUGGGGCUUACUCCUGAGUAGACAUGCCAAGGAUUGCACCCUAAAUUGCAUUUGUGCCUUGUUGAAAUGAGUGUCUUUUCUAGUCUGAUUGGUGGUUGUUGUUCUUUUGUUUUGAUUUUCCAGGAAUGUUCUUUCGAAAAGAACACUGGCCAUGAGGACGCCCGCGCAUUAACACAUUUUUGAGCAACGUCGCCGAAGAGGAUGAGAUUGGAGUUUUGUGCCUGAGACCCUUUGCCACCACUGUUGGGUAAAUGAGAAGUGGUUGUGUGAUUAUGCUGACAUCCCAGCAUGCAUCUGGUAGACCUGUGGUUAACUCGCUCCCUCUCCAUGUGUCUGCUCUUACAAAGCUUUGUCCUCAUGAUACUGUGUUUUCAUUCUGCCAGUAUGUGCCCCAAAGGUUGCCUUUGCUCCCAUUCUGGAGGUUUGAAUGUCAGCUGCAGCAAUGCAAACCUCAAGGAAAUACCCCGAGACCUGCCUCCUGAAACUGUCCUCCUUUACCUGGACUCCAAUCAGAUCACCUCCAUCCCCAACGAAAUCUUCAAGGACUUGCACCAGUUGAAAGUCCUCAACUUGUCCAAAAACAUUAUCGAAUUCAUAGACGAACACUCCUUCAAAGGGGUGGCCGAAACCUUGCAGAUGUUGGACUUGUCGGACAACCGGAUUAAAAGUGUCCACAAAAACGCGUUCAACAACUUAAAGGCCAGGGCUAGGAUCGCAAACAAUCCCUGGCACUGUGAUUGUACUCUGCAGCAGGUCUUGAGGAGCAUGGCCUCCAACCACGAAACGGCCAACAGCAUCAUCUGUAAGACUUCGGAAAUCGACGAACACGCCGGGAGGCCGUUCCUCAACGCUGCUGACGCCGACCUCUGCAACCUCCCUAAAAAGACUACUGAUUAUGCUAUGCUGGUCACCAUGUUUGGCUGGUUCACCAUGGUGAUAUCCUACGUCGUUUACUACGUGCGGCAAAAUCAAGAGGAUGCUCGCAGGCACCUCGAGUACUUGAAAUCCCUGCCAAGCAGGCAAAAGAAACCAGAGGAAGCAGAUGACAUAAGCACUGUCGUAUAGUGCCCCGGGUUCAGUGAUUGACUACGAGGUGGAAAUUAGAUGUGCAUAGCACGGACGCCAGGUGUUUACUUCUAACAUUCGUUGUAAACCUGUAAGACUCCCUCCCCCCCCCCCCAAUUAAGCUGAAUUAUACCACUGUCAAAACUUUCUAACAAAACGAUUUCUGUUUGGGGUGAUAACAGUACACCUUUAUUGUUUCUCUGGUGGUAUUCUCAACCAAGUAAAACUAAUAUGUAAACAUUAGUUUAGACCCAUUCCACUCUUUAAUAAUGAAAUUUAUUUUUUUAAUUUAAAACCAAAUAAAAGCUUAACUUUGAACCAUGUAAA
This is a messenger RNA of Podarcis lilfordi (Lilford's wall lizard), 66143 nucleotides long. Lineage: Eukaryota; Metazoa; Chordata; Lepidosauria; Squamata; Lacertidae. The record is from the annotation of a GenBank genome assembly.